Xyrichtys novacula (pearly razorfish) is the source of this 83506-nucleotide messenger RNA. NCBI's taxonomy places the organism in Eukaryota, Metazoa, Chordata, Actinopteri, Labriformes, Labridae. The record is from the annotation of a GenBank genome assembly.
GAUUUCCAUUCAUAGGAAUCGUGACAACAAGAGGACUCCCAUCCUUUCAUCGAACCUUUCAGUGUUUGUUGCAGAUCGCUCGAGCUGUGUAAGAGAACUUCAGACUCUAGAGGUCUCCAUCCUUCAGCAUCCCCUCAUCAUCCACCUAUUCGCCCUCCUCCUUCUCCACCUCCUCCUCCUCCUCCUCUCUAGCAUUUUGUGCAGCGGAGGAGGAAAGGGGGAGAGACUGCUGAGGAGGAGACAGAGGGGACCCUGAGACAACACGUCCCACGCCAGAGCCAGACAGCCAGGGAACUUUGAUUUGACGCCAAGUAGCCUGCGAUGAACGUGACGAUGAAGUGAGCGAGCCACGUUUCUUCUUCCUGGGAGGCUUAGAUAUGUCGGGCGCGUGCAACAUAUGAUGUCCUUGGACUCAUGUGUUCAAUGAAGAUUUGUUUAUCUGUGAUUUUGCUCUUCAAUUCGCUGAUGGUGCCGCUUCGUUCUGCCUGCACUUAGGUCAGCUGAAUGAAUCUGAAGGCAGUCUGAGCGCAUUGUUUCCAGCACCGCUUGCAUAUGGGAUUUCCAGCCGUGAUGUCUGCAAUAUUUCGCUCUUUGUUUCUGGGUAAGUCACUUCCCUUUUCCCCCUCUUUUUCUUUGAGGUGAUUUAUUCAUUUUUAGAAAAGCAACGGAGCGUGGUCGUCUGGCGAUGUGCACAAUGAUGUCUGUCAUUUCCAACCCAUACAGUAUUUUUCACACACCUCCUUAUUGUCUCAGCCGCUAUCAACACAUCUAGCAAAUUGUCGGCUAACAAUGAUGUCAGAAUGUAUUUCUUUUAUUUAUUUGAUUUCAUACACACACCCUUUCACUGGAAUUCACGCGUAUUUAUCCCUCUAAGCUUACAAGUCAGCCUUUAUUGUUAUGUGCAAACCAGAGGCAGCUCGACUUGGGGGAUUUGAUUUAUAAGGGUGAAAAAUUAAAGGAUAAAAGUUGACCUGACCCCUCCCUAUAAAUCUGUUGUACAGGUUUUUCCACUCUGUAUGUGCAUUUAUAGGUAUUUUGGUUAUAAAACAGGUCCACUGUAGGGAAACAAAGAGUUGUAUGUUAACACAAAGGUUUUUAUUCACCAUUUUUCUCAUUUUGUGUAUUCAGAGCAUUAAAAAACUAAAAUUCUUCAUCAUUUUAUUGUGUUACAAACUGUCCUUGAAGAGCUGAUGAAAUGUUUGUUCCUACUUACAACUACUGAUACUCAUAGUUAUACAAAAACCAAUUCUUAUUGUGCAACUCCUUUUCUCCAGCGACGUACGAAGUUCCUGGAGGAGAUUCCAGGUUUAGAGCUUAUGAGGAAUUCUUUAAUUCUACUGUGACUUCACUAGUGGGAAGUUUCCGUAGCACUGCGAGACAGUGUGUAAAAACGUCUUUAUAGUUGGAGGUUUCACACUCCCCACCGCUGCCUCAUCACCUGCAGCGGAAUUUCCCCCUAGCUGGGUGUAACUGGAGAUAAACCAGUAUUUUCCAAAUGGGAGUUCUGGUCUGAAGUGACUCAGAAAAGGGAUUCUAGGUUUGAGAAAGUUUGGAAGCUCCUUGCUUUGAAAGUAGGAGUGUUUGAGAGCGGCCAUAUGAGGAAUAAUGCACCAGAGAGCUGGCGGCUCGCCUGCUUUGGUUGGAGUCCAAAAGUGGUGCUCUGGUCUACAUGAGGCUGGGAGUAUGGAGAAAAUCAAAGGACUCGAUCAUUAACGUUGAAUUUUUCAUUCCUUUAGUUUAGACGUACAGCUGGUUUUAUUUGCUCAUGUUUUGCUGUAGGCCUGUAGAAACCUUGAGAGUUUCCCCCCUCCCCUCCCAUUAUUCACUUACUUUCAUAUCUUGGUGACCUCUCAGGAGAAGACCCUGCCCUUAGCCCGGUGCACCCUGGGAAAGGCUCCAGCUCCCUGCGACCCUGAGGAAGAUAAGCAGUAUAGAAAAUUGAAGGAGGGAGAUGUGGACCUGCACACACGCUGACUUAUUAAGGCUUACACUGGUCAGCUGGUGCACCCACAGUAUGUGGUUAGUGAUCCUGCGCUUUGACUAAAGAAGUAGACUCUUCAGAAGAUACUGCUCACCGAGCUUUGUAUUGAAUAAUGAUGAGAUUGGAGUUGCACGAAUAGAUUAUUGAAAUGCAAGUCCACUCUUUACAGUUUUGAUGCUUGUACUAAAAAUAACAUGAGAACUACAGCCUACUUAGCAAAUACAUGGUGCAUACAUUACAGGUCCAAUCAACAGCACUGAUUUUUUCCCUAAUACAAAUAAUAAUGGCUCACUGUUCCUAAAAUAACCAUCAGCCUGUGCCUUGAGUAUGAAAUGGUUUGUUGUUGCCAUGGCAAGACAUUUCUCCUUCCCCUGUUCUUGUCACAAAAAAUAACUGUAGAAACAGUUUGUGAUGCUGAAAAGGAUAUCGUAGGGGAUGGAUGUCCAGUGCACUUGCAACCUGGAUCACUUGUCUCAUGCAAGAACAAAAUAUCUGCCUGUCAGCCAAAAAAAUAAAUUUUUCCCUGACUGGGAAGAUAUACGGCUUUUCAGGCUAGGCUGCUCUGCCGUGGCAGACUGAAGGACAUUUUUUCCUCAAGUUAUUGCCUGUUUUAAUUCAAGAUCAACACCAAGGCCAAGUAAUGUAAGGAGGUGGCUGUUUUAUUAUAAAGGAAUCGAUAGUCAUUAAUAGGGGCUCAUUUCCUUUUUAUUUGGCUUUGGUAUCACGAGUCCUGAGACAUCCUUAAUUUAAUAUCAGUGUGAGAUGUAAUAUCCACUGUUCACAUUACAGAUAAGUAGCGCAAUUAAUUGCCACAGAGAGUUCUGUAGCUCCCCUCUGUACUGCUGUCGAUACAAAGUGAGAAACAGAACAAGGUCAAAUUUAACUCGGGAACAGUGUGGAGGAUCCAGCUAGGUAAAGGAGACUUAGUGAUGGAUUGCCUAUCUGUCCUUGUUCCAGGAUUAAAUGACUCUGAAUGAGGGAAUUUGAAAAUGACUGUCCAAGAAGUAAUAACAGAGUGUAAGUCACUUGACAGAAAUGUAAUUGAAAAGAAUGAGCAGCUUUUGUUUGAGAUUCAAACCUCCGCAGCCUCAUUCAGCCGAGUUUGGUGUGUGUUUGAGCAUCAAGCCAUGAGACACUGCAACAUGAGUGAUGGUGGGAGUGUUUACACUUCUCAUCAGCUUGUGUGCACACGCUGGUGUCCCCUCAGCCAUGCGAACGUGUGGAUGUCAUUGUGUAGAUUGUGCCCACGCGCGCAUGCUAGUAUUAGAUGUAGAUAAAGAGAGCAGGGGCUCCAAACAGAAAUUCUGUCCCCAUUCUAUAUUUAGCAUGUCUGCCGGGGUAGGCAGAGGAUCUCUGAAAUGUGAAGAUGACAGGAGCCUCCUGAGCCAGAGGUUAUGAAGUGACAUCUUGAUGUGUUUGCGCCUGAAUCACACUCCCACACACACUCCCAGUCAGACUUCUGACAUUCCUACAAACCCAGAGACAUUUAGAUAUUUGACGUCUAGUUACCAUACAUUAAGGGUACGUUUUGAUCUUCCUCUGGCUUGCUUUUUUCUCCGGCCUUACCAUGAGGCGUCCCUUAUGUGCAUUAGCUGUGGAAAUAUUUGUUAUGUGAGCGCGGGGUGAAUUUGGCAGCUCUGUUCUACUGGCCUGAAACUUGCGUGCUAUUUCAAAAAUGUGUCAGUUAGGUGUGGAUACCUGCACAGAAAGUGGAGCUUCACUGACUGGUGGUUAGGCAUCCUUCUCAGACAUUUCCAUCCACAGACUGAGCAAACAGAUAAUGCAAAGCUUCACAAAUGCAUAAUGCAUCCCAGUGUAGAUGUUGCUCCAAGCUAUAGGACAUACAGUACAAUAACAAUGCAGCUGAAAAACACCAAAUAGCUCGCAGCACAUUGCUCCAGGUAGCUGAAUGACUUCCUCCCCACCUACAAUGUCAGCAACAUGACAUGCAGAACAAAGUGUAAACAGACUUCCAUCAACGGAGAUUGUAUUACUCAAAGCAGGAAUGGCAAAUCUAAAUUUCUCAACAAGGGCAGAACAGACUGGAAUACAAAACCUUGACCGAGGGUGACUAAAGAUGCCUACAGAUGAGAACAGAGGUCCAGGUGUCCUCAAAACAAUUGACCCAUAUCAUUAACAAACACUGAUUUGCCUCCCAAGCACUUCUCCCGCUGAUGUGAUCGGCCUUAGAAUGACACCGUGCUCCCCUGAAUAACCAGCCAUCCUUUGUCUGUACCUGAGGGAUUCUUCAUGUUUCAUUGAUUGUGUUGCUUUUAGUCAGAAGGUCUUGCUUUUCUGUCGCAGCAGGCUGAAUGCCAUGAACGAAGGAGAGUGUUUGUAGGUGAAAGUCUACCUGCUUUGUACUAUAAAUGCUUUUAUUCCUACCCCGAAGAAGGUCAAGGCAGGUUUUAUUUUUAUAGCAGCCAAAGACAUCUGAGGUAAAACUAAAGGUCGCACUGGUGGAACGAGCGUAGUCUGCCCUGAAUUCAUUUGCUGUUUUGCUCUUUUUUCUUUAUCUAACAUCUGUGUCCUCUUUCUGUAAUUUACCAGCAAUGCAAGCGUUUUCCUGUAUGGGCUAUUUCUCACUUGCAUCUCAUAAAUAUUAGACAUUUUUGCCCAUUGACAGAGACGAGUUUGUGCUGCAUUUCUGACCUCUUAAACCCUCUCCCCCUUUUCAUCCGUCACCGAGAAUAAUGAGUGCCAGAUUAUUUUGGAACGUAUGAACAGGAACUGCCUAUUUCACUUUACUGCUAAUCUUUGACAGAUGUUCUGGAGAGGCUCACGUCUACAUAAACGGGAGGCACAUGCACAUCUUACGCACACACACACACAUACACACAAAAGAAAACAACUGCACUGAUAAACGAAUAAAAAACAAAGAUGUAUUUACUUUUUGUUGAAUCCAAGAAGUAAAAUGUGAAGGCUGUAACAGUUCAUCACUUUGGGUGAGACACUUAUCUACUACAUUUUUCAAAACUGGAUGAGAAUAUUUAUGUAGCUCUAAGAUUAAGUGGUACUAAACUGAUUUGGAAGAUAACCCCUUAAUUUCCCAUUUUUUGGCUGGUAGUUCAUAGCUAUGAAAUAUUCUAGUACAUUAACCUUCUUGAACCACAAAGUACUUUCCUUUUUUUUUGGUACACUUCACCUAAUUUAACUCUUCAUUUUUCCAAUUCCCACAACCUCCAACAAGGACAGUGUCAGAGGCUGGUAAACCCCACUGUCCCUCCAGGUGGUUAAGCACGACCUUUCAAAAAUGUACACCAGAACAACACAAAGACCACAAUAUUAUUGUUUGGUAAUUUAAAAAAGACUUGGAGCAGAACAGAAAUAAUCUACCAAUUUUGACUGUUGCAAUAAGUGGAUGUGCAUUAUUUCAUAAGUAGACACACAGGUGAGGCUGUGUGCACCUGUGAGUGACGUUCAUACUCGUACAAAGUUGAGUCAUCUUAAUUCAGUUUAGCUGGUCUACAGAAAAUAAGCCAAGCUGUAUGCAUUGUGUUGCUUGAUUUCCUACACUGCUGUAAAUGGACUUGCGGGCUUAGAUUUGUCAUUAUCACCUCAGGGGUCAUGCAGCAGGAAAGGAAAGUGGGAAAAAUACCAACACCCUCUUAUACUAAUAAUAAUCAUAAUAAAUGCACAAUUAUAAAAAAGUUCUACAGUUUAAAACAUUUGAACACUGCAAAUCUUAGCAUUUUUUUUUCUUAUUUCAAAUAAAAAAGUCUCAUCAGUCUUAAUUUAAAUCACAUUCACCUGACAAGUCGAGAAAAAACGCAUUGAUUCAAGAUGUUACACCAAAAAUAGGAACUGCAAUGCUUGCACAGUACAAAAAAAAUGCCAAAGGAAUAUGAAAUUUUAUUUUUCAGCUGUUUUGCUAAGAUUUUUGAGGGCACAGGUGGCAUUUCACAAACUCCUUUUGUUUUCUUAUUUCAUUGGCAGUUUUUCCCCCCUUUUUUAUGUUUUGCUUAUGACAACUAUUUAGGUUACGACUCCUUCAUCAGUAUCUUGCAACCUUUCAAGGGCCUUGAUUCUCAUUUUGUAAAACACUGAUUUAACUAGUCAGACACAUACUGUAUGAGAGAACCAUGCAAAGCUGAGCCUUGAGGGUUUUUUUUGUUGUCUUGUAGCCAUGUAACCCUUUGAAAUGCUAGCCUUUCUCUCUGUGCUGAAAUGCUUGGACUUUUGUGACUUUUCAUAUCAUUAUAGGUUUAACUUUGAUAAUCGGAUAAGUAAUCAGAUUAAACAGGCUCCCCUGGGCUCCAGAAAAUCCUAACAUAUAAAUAUGUGACUUUGCAAAUUACGUCAAAUUACAUCUUAAAAUAUAGAGAAAUAUAAGUUAUUCAAAAAAUAAAGAUAAUUCUUGGUUGCAGAUAUGCAUGUUAGCAUCCAUUUUUAUUUAGUUUUCCAUUUACUGAGCAACAUCUAUCCCAAUAUAGAUCCAUCCAUUAUAGAUCCUUUUAAUGUACUGUACAUUGAGACAAAUGUUAUCCAAGCAGCACAAUAUAUAUAUAUAUAUAUAUAUAUAUAUAUAUAUAUAUAUAUAUAUAUAUGUUUAACUCAUGUUACUCUAAUGGAGACCACAAGACAACAAUGAUACAAGCAAUCAUCCUGCAAAAUAACCCCUCACAUUUCGAAACACUCCAGUGCUUUUAAAUCCCUCUCUCACCAGAUGACCAAAGCAAAUAUUGAUUAACCAUCCCAGUAAGAUGGUUAACUAAAUUAAAGUGACUGAAUGGUUUCAACGAUGCAUUAAAGCAUCAGGAAUGUUCUUCUAUAAGAGCUUGAAUUCCCCAACAAUGCGUCACUUUCCAUUAGGACUAACAAUAGUUGAUGGAAAGAAGGUAACUCAGGACCAGCUGCUCAUAAACAACAAUAAAUUUCCCUUUUUAAUGUUGGUAAGCUAUGAUACUGGAAUGUUAAACUGCCCUGGAACCAACUGUUAUCUCCCCAGCCAUAACAAUUUCCUCCAAAGGGAGGCUUUCUGCCUUAUUUGCAGUAGCAUAACCAUGAAAGUCAAUGGAGCAAGUGCAAUUACAGCUUUCUAUUUUCUCGGAAAAUGUGGCGCGAUUUGCUGUUUGUGUGCAUAAAUAUUUUAAUCAAGGUCUCGGAUUGUUUUAUGCACGCAGUGAAUAGAUCAAAGAAUGAACAAAAGGGCGAGAUAAACUCUGAUGUUGUCAGUGAGGUGGAGCAUGGAAUUGUCUCCCAUUGAUUCCUCCGCUAAAGGUUUGUUCUGAUAUUAAUUCUGUGCAGCUAUUGACAUUGCUGAAAAUGGAAUUGCAUCUAUCUCCACCCCAGUGCUCUUCAACUUCAAGAACAGAGACGAUCAAAAUUCAUGCGUCUUACAAAAACACCUUUAAAAAAAGAUUUGUUUAUCAUGGUGGGGCUAAGGUGCUAUCUCAGCACUCCCACCCCCCUUUUGUGACUCUUUCAAGUGCUUUCUUCCAUAUUGAAAACUGGCUGUGCAAAAUAAAACUGGCAGGCUUGUCUUCUCUGAGCAGAACAUGCUUUUGAUCUGUGUUUCUUGUCCCUGAAACCAGGUAUAUCCGUGUUUCCUGUGCAGCUGUGCGUUCCAACUGUGCAGGAAAAUAAACAGCUCAAAAACCAAAAUCCCUGUUGCUGGGUGUCUUUCACUUGCAAGCAGCUUAGCAUAGUACUUACAUCAAUGACACAAAGGAGAAAAAAGCAAAGUAUUGAUAAAACAUUUACUAUACCCAGUGAGCUGCACAGGAGUGACAUUGGUUGUGUUAUUCCCUGGUCAAGCCUGUUUGUGUCUUGAGGGAUUUCUCCUGUCACCUGGGAGCUUGUUUUACCCAGCACUCGACAGAGCUUGUGCUUGUCAUGAACUGUUCCCAUUAGGUUCUGUUCCAUUAUUUUAGAUUGUCACUUAUCAUUUCCUGUUUUAAUUUUCAGCCACUGUCUUGUCUCUUGUGUGAUGCUUUACCUCCUUUCUUUGUUUCUUUUCGCACCUUGUGACUGCGAUUGUGUUUCUCGCUCCUGUUAGUCCUCACCUGUGUUCAUAAUUGCUGUUGUGCUUUUGGGUAUUGUCUUGUUUGCUUGCCAUUGGUACCUUACAAAAGUGAGCCUUUUUUCUUGCCUUCCCUUCAGAUUGUAAUGAAUCUUUGCUAUAGUCUGCAUCUGGGAUCUCUGUGCUACAUGCCUUGAAUGUAUAAACAUUUAGACACAGUCUUGAGUGAAGUCAUCCAUGAAGCCUAACAAUGGGUAGCUGUAUUUGAAAAGUGGAUUCUGACUAUCUUCUGGCUGAUUGAGAAAUAUGAAAUGAGAUGGAGAGUUGAUGUGGGGCUUUGGCCUCCUGGAAAACAAACAAACAAACCAUGAGAUUACCUCUAGAGGUGGGCGAUUGAUUAUUAUAAUUUUUUUUUAUGAUUAUGGCCCCGUAUGAUUAAAACAAGAUGAUAAUCAAGACUGAAUGAUUAUUGUGCUGCCUGCUGUGUUUGCUUUAAAUGAAGCCAAAGUUUAAGAGACAAUGCUGAAUCUUCAACCUGUUGUUCAAAAGCGGUACAUACUCUCAGGCAAGCACAGGUGGAGAGAGGAGAGCAGGGAGAGGAGCAGGAGGAGGCACAAUAAAAUACAAUUUGGCUUUUAAUCUAGAAAGAAUUAUCAUCAAAAUUCAGUAAAAGCUCCUUAAAGUUAAGUAAGGAGUUAAGUAAGGAAGUAAGGAUCCCCGCACCAAGUACCACCUCCUACUAUCAAAAAGUCAGUUGAAAAUCUCUGUCUUGAGCUCAGAGAUUAAAGGACAAAAUCUUCUAUAGAUUAAUAUAGCGUAAGGUGUCAUGCCAUUAUUUAAGUUCAAAACUAUCUCUUGUUAUAGCCCUACUAGUCCACUCUGUGUAUGAAUCAGUGCCUUUUUUGGUAAGGCCUCUUUUGACAUACUGUGUUUUUCCAUGAAAAAGAAACUGCUCUGAUGGCUAAAGGUGAUGUUUGACAUUGCAUUUUAAGGUCCUCUUUUAGGUAGGCCAGAUGCAUGUGUGUAGUUUUGGUUCCCCAUUACAGAGAAGUGAUUCAGUGUUGGCUAAGAAGCUUUCUCCUUAACAUGUGUGAGGAUGUGUCUUGUUCCUUACAGUCUUGUGUCAUCUUGUUGCACAGAUUGAUAGCAUUCCUGAGAAGGAGAAACUGACAACUGGAAAUGGUUUCUGUCAGAUGAGCAUUUUUUAUCAUCAUGGUAACAACAUCAGUCAAACAAAUCGUGAUUUUGAGUCUUGCUGUAAUCAAGCAGCCCUAAUAUCCUCCUCUCAGUCUGUCUUUAAGAAUAAACAGUAAGAAACUGAGGGGCUAUUUAUAAGUAAAUUCAAUGGAUAUUUGUUUUUCAAUGGCAAAUUCUGAUAAUGUGAGCACUGGUUGGCUGGUGAUCGAUAUUUAAUCUCACUAUCGCAUCGCUGUUUUGUUUUGCAUCUGACAAAAUCCAACAAUUUAUUGAUCCUAACAACGAGUCUAGAUAUUUUAUUUAACAAAGUGGCAGGACUUGAGUGAAUUAUUUUGUGAAACUAACAGGAACAGCAGAAGAAUAUUAUUCUAUAGGUUGAUAUUAAAAAAUAAUGCUUGGGUUACAAUAAUAAAAGGAAGCCAUGGUGAGAUUUGAUUUGCAGUCAUAAGUGAUAGGAAGAAAGUGUGUUUUCUUUUUUAAAAAUUAAGGCCCUUGACCAACCUGAUUAAUAGUUAAUGAGUCUAUACUCUGUUAACACACCCGGGGUAUCACAUUCAAUAGUUUUACUGAGGUCUACCAUAGCUAGCUGUCAGUAUGCUGGCUCAACAAAACCUAAAUCCCCUGUCUGAGAUAACAAGUAUCACAAAGCUUGUUAGAAACCUUUUUCUGUUAAUUCAGGCUUUCUGCUUCGGUCUCAUAGCGCCUUCACAGACAAGAGAGGUGUUAAGCACAUCAUUUUGGCACCUUUUCUGCAUAAAACAGAGCCGUCACCUGCUGUCUGCUUCAGUAAGACUGAUGUAAUGAGUAGAAAUCAUGAAUAUAUGAAAGUUAUUGCUGGAGAAACAAGCUCUGCUGCUGCAAUUAAAGGAAAGAAAGUAACCUUGCAGAAAAACCGUGGUACUUAGUAAAUUAGUGCAUUGAUUUUACCACACAGUACAUGAUAAGCGCUAUAGUUUAUUUCUAAUGUGACAACUAAUGCACUGCACAACUAAUCAACAUGAUUUCAGCAGUUUUGGCAAAAUCUGCAGUUAGUAUGGACACUUCUGUUUCAUUAUAAUCUUGGAUGAGUCCCCCAUGUGCAUUUAUUUCUACUGGGGAAGGUAGGUAUGCCCAACUACUUUCAUUAUAACUCCACAAAUUUUCACCUGAUUCUCACACAGUUUGGUUUGUUACAAAUGGUAGAGAUGUAGCUAUGAGACAGGAUGCUGUCACACAUAAAAAAUAUAUACAUAUAUUUGUUGAUUAUACUCGUGUAAGGUAAUCCUUUUUGAUCCGGUUUCAGUACUGCGCUGGUUAUUACAACCAUAUGCAGCACAAAAUACGGGCAUAGUGCUCGUUCUCCGUUGACUCUGGUUGGCUUUUGUUCGAGUCUAGACUGGAAUGAGGCAUCUACGAAUAUUAUGACUAUGAGAUUCACUGUGGUGAUGUCAUGAUCUGAGCAGAUAACACACUGAUCUCUCUAAACUCUCAUGCUGCAACCUGAAACUUUGCUUGUAAUAAUGCUGUUGACCAAAUAGUUCACUUAAUAUUUGUUUUCAGAAUAUGAAAAAAAGCAUAAUACAAAAUUUUCCAAACAUUUAAGAGACACAGAAAAUAGAAAAAUGUGACCAAGAGUGGUUGUGUAAAGUGUCUAAUAAAGGAACGAUGCUGAGUGUGAAAGUGCUAAUUGAUGCUUAUGAUACGGCUUACACUUAAAUUUCUCGUCUUUAGUGCAGCAGAUCGUACUGUAAGAACUCCUACCCAUUCCCCUGAAUUCAUUUGUUUCUCAGGUGUUUACUUUUUAUUAUCUAAUAGUCUUGUUGCAGCCCUGGAGUUAACGGCAGGAUGGUAACCUGUUAAAAAUGAAUGUAAAGUAUUAAUCUUUUAACUAUGACGAGGACUUGACAAGGCUGUAUUUUUAGCCUCUCUCGAAAGAUAAUAUCAAUAAAUGAUAUCAGAUAUAACAGUUACCUAGUCCUCCCCUAUCUUGAUUGAUCAGUGAGGAGAUUGAUAUCUCACCUCAAAAAUCACAUCAGGAAUUCUGUUAAAGUUACCAUGGUGAUUUAACUUAAUGGAGGUAAUAAGAAAAACCCCAUCAAUCUCCGAUCCUGCUUCAGUGUACAGGACCCAUGGCUAAAUUUUACACCACCCUGUAAAUAACUUUGAUUCUGCUGUUCAAGUGGGCCUUUUAAUAUUGGUUUUAAUAUGGUUUCCAUAAAAAUUGGAGCAGGCCUCAACUGUGGUACAACAGUUUGUUCUAGUCUACCUACACACUAAAUUAAUUUUAAUUGCUUCUCCUACCUUAUCGUAGAAAGCUCAUGCAUAUUGAUGGAUUUUUAUGUCACUCUCUUGGUGCAGCAGUGGGAACUUGAUGGAACAGUUUGAUGUUGGAGAAAAAAGCUGACUUUGCUGGUAAGGCAUUUUUGUGAGUGGCAUAAAGUAAAAAAAAAAAAAACUCUCUACCAAUAAUUGAUGUUUUUUUCUAGCUGCGUAAUGAUUUAAUUGGUCAUGGAGUGCAAGUGUUGGACCCUAACCAGUGUGGUGCCCACUUCCAUGCUGUGUUUACCGUUCAUCAUGUCCAAAUAUCAACCUGGACUUUCAAAAUGCUUCAUAUUUCUAAGAUGAGAACUCGCAGGAGAAAACAGCUCACAGCCAGACUGCGACCACCGGGCGUUCUCCACAUAAAUCUUACAGCAAAGGAUUUUUUCAUGCAGACAGAGGAACAGUGAAAUAUAUCAUUCCCUGUAUCCUGGGGUGGUGCCACUGCACAAAAAAUUGACUUUUCUUUCACUGUACAUGGCAUUCAGAUGUAAGUCUAUCCCCAGAAUUGAUUGCAAAAGAAGAAAAGCGACUUGCAUUACACCAAACAAAGGCAAGUCAGUCCCUUUUUUUCCCCCUGUUCUCUCGCUUUUCCAAUUGAAGUCUGACUGAAUGAACAGGAGGAAAUGUUGCACGUCGCUCUAUUUAGACGCCCGCUGUUCCUUUCAGUUCGAGGCAGUUUAUUAGCCCAGCAAGCAGGACACUCCAUUAGGUGUUUUGAAAGCGCGUGCUCCAUUGUCUCACUCCAUUUCCUCUUUUGCUUGCCAGCCUUCCCUAAAGCGUUAGUGGCUUUAAUCAGCAGAGGCCCUUCUGCCCUUUAAGCAUUUAUCUUCAGCGCUUUUGGUCAUCACCGAGCAGCUCUGGAAAGACCUGAAGAUGGAUGGGGUUUGGAAGGGAGGGGAUUUGGUGGCCAUUGAUUAGAGUAGUGGAAGACAAAGCGGUUACCUGCGCAAGACCUGAACACCAUCUGGAGGAUCCCCUUCACUCUUAGCGCAUGAAAGCUAAAGUCAGGACUCAGCCAUCUGUCCAAUUAAGAUCUAUGCUGAGUGUGAGAAAGAAAAAGGAUCUUUUGGUGUUGUUAGAGAGUAAAAAAAUCGAUCAUGCAGAAACUUUAAAUAGCAGGCUUAAUCUUUUUUAUUGACUGCAACAAAACUCAGGGAAUGACCUUUAAAACUCUAUGACAUAUGCAAUUCAGCAGAUGAAUUCUUUAUGGGGAUGAAACCCUUGCUCAUCAAAAGCCUACCUCAUGAAAUGGGCAUACAUUAGAAAAUGUAAGCUGCAUUUAUCAAGGUUCAGUCUGGGUUUACCGGUCCUGUUCUCUUGUACUGGGUGUUGUGUGAUGGAUAGUUUAAUUACCCGACCACAAUGCGCAGCCAUUUGGUCCGUCGUAGCACAGCAAAAACAUUAUAAACCGAAAACCAUUGAUCAGCGGCUGGAUUGUCCACAAAUUAAGAGUGUAAUGGCCUGGAUUGCUCUACAGCUGGAACUUCCAUAUUUCACACAAUGGGGCUUUUAUCAAGCAGAGUGGUCAAAGAGUUUGUCUCCUCUUGAGAUAAAACCACUCAGGUGUGAGUCAAAAUACAGUUGAUAUCGCAUGUGUGGAAAAAGCUUCUUUUUCCCUCCCACUUCUUUCCGCUUUUCCAGCAAAGUGGUGCAGAACAGAUGGCACCACCGCCUUUGUUUUUUCCGACUCGUUAGACUUGACUUGUUGAUGAAAUGGAGCCUUUACGCUGUACUGCUCAUGCAGAUGCGUAGCAGUAUAGUUUUUAAUGUAGCCUCUGUCUUAAAGAGCCAGCCAGUAAUUAACCUCUGCCUUGUGUUUCUACAGCACGGAUGUUAUUUCGUUUCUUACAAGACUGUAUAUUUUCUCCACUUUAACUCCAAGCAAGAGGGCAGUAUAAGCUUUGCAUAACCUUAAAGUGAAUGCAGACAAUGUUUGUUCUCUUACUAGCCAGAUUAACAUUCAUACUUAUUCUUUAGUGCUAACUCCCAGCUCAGGCAGGAAUAUGUCUUCCAUUUGCCCCUCGUUUUGUCUUGCCUGUCACAAUUUUUCUGACUUUUCAAUCACCACAUUUCUGGGAAAAGAGACAGGAAGAGGUUUAAGACUUCUUUGGAGAUGCCUGUCAUGGUUUGGCAUUGUUGUCCACACUGUCAAACUGUGAGUGGUAUCGUCUUUUUGUGGUUGCUGGAUUAGGAUGCAGAGGCUUUUGAGUGUGUGAACAGUGCAGCAGUGAAUACAAACUCCUGUUUAAUCAUUCCCUUUCAGAAUGAUUAAACAUGAGUCUGUUUCUUCGACAUCACGUUUUCUUUCAGCAUCAGACAUGAACUUUAUUUUGUAUAUCUUUCUUCAAGAGGGAAAUCAAGAGUGUUAGCAUUUGGCGUGAUUUGCUGUCCAAAGUCUAGAGAUGCUGCUGCUGCGUAGGAGGAAAAAGCAGACUUUACAGAUUCAAGCUCUUAAAAUAAUUAAAGUUGGCAUGAUGACUCUGCUUUCUUGACGGGUCUAAACCUAAAAAAAGACAGCUUUGGGAGUUACCACACAGCAACAGCAGGCUGAGAUCCACAGUGAAAAAAAGAGUGAUAAAAGUUAUAAUACGCAGAGAAGGUUAAAUCAGAUGCAUUAUUCUGUCACUGGGGAGUGAAAUUAAGCUUUUGACAACUGACCCAUCAUGCUAAAAAAACAAACAUUUUCCAUUUAGGAGAGGGAGACGCUGUUUACUCUAUUAACCUUUCCUCUCGGUUGCACUCAUGACAUUGAACAAUGUGGAAGAGGCGCACUCCUCGCUGGCCCUUUUGCUAAUGAGGCAAUUAAGUCUAUGCUGCCUUGGUUGAGCAAGGGGCAGGGAGAGCAAGGCAAGUCAUCUGCUGUCUCAGCAAACAGCGAGCAUCUAAGCCACUCUGCAGUCUGAAUACAUAACUAGCUCAGCUUUGUUGUAGUGGCCGCCUUGUCAAUGAGGUCCCGCCUUGUCAACGCAACCUUUUGCACAGCUGGAGAUCACGGUUAACAUCAGGCCACAUCUAUCUAAAUGCAAUGAAUUGCAGCAAAUAGAGCGGUAUGCUAAACACAAAUAUGUAAAUUUUGUUUACAUUAAGCCAAGGUGGGGAGCAAUUGUGUGACAAAGCCACAAUAACCAUCUGUGGGUCUUUUUAUUUAUUUAUUAUUUUUUAAAUCUUAUUUUCGCACAUCCACUUUUACAAUAAUAAUUCAACAGCCAUUAAAACAAUUCAUUUUACAAGUGAUCUUAGUAAACAAUCGCCCCUUGUUUUCUGUGGGUCAUUUUGAAAUAACACAACAGUGCAUCCACUUUGUUCAGACAUACAAAUAAAAGACUAUUGCCUUUUCUGUCUACAUUAUAUGGUCUACUACACCAUAAAUACUGCUAGAUAUGAUUUGUUUACACUCUUGAACACACUCUGAGCAUUUCAGGCAUUUUAUUUAGAUGAAACCAAAGCCUCUGUGCAGUAUCAUUCUGCUCUCAGAAUUGCAUCACAGAAGUGAAUAUGCUAUAGUUCAAACAGUCUGGUACCUGUUUCAUUCAUCAGUCUCUGUGUGUCUUGUUGACUUGGGUAUUUAUGAUGCUCCUGGAUGUUAUGAGUUAUUUAUGCAGCUAAAAGAGCUUUUGCUGGCCGACAGACUGAAAGGAUGUUGGUUUUACUGAAGGUCAGGGUAAAGAGUGGCGUACACCAGGUCUGGAGGUUUACUGUAAAGUACAGUGAAGUGGAGUAAAGAUGUUGCUCUGAUCCUGCAGUCCCAGCAGACCGUAUGAGAAAGGCAAGGUUCUGACUCUCCUUCUAUCUCCAUCACUUAUUUACUGAUAACUGAAAGACUGGCACUGCCUGUGUGGUAGAAAGAUAGUAAAAAAUAUGAAUAUACCAGGCGUACGCUAGAUGAUUGAGUGGUUCCUGAUGUGUGCUUUUAUGUCUGAUCUUAUCAGCACAUUUCCUUUCUGUCACAUGUCAGAGGGACACUAUGGAAGUGCCAUUUUCUCUACUGCUUUCAAGAACAUUCAGACUUUAAAAUGUGCUGAUGCUUUGCACCCAUUCAAAAAAUUAGUUCUACCAAAUUUGACGAGUUUAACAACUUGUGUUUUCGUGGCCUGUUAGCAUGGUGACUUGCUGCCAUUAGCAGCUGUGGUGUCCUAGAAAAAAGGCCAGCAUUAGGGCCUAAGUUAAUGUGUUUAAGGGAUGCACAAUUCUAACGAGUGAUAAAGGAAGGCUUACGGCUGCUCAGAAGGGAUUAGGGGACAUAGUCGUCUGUCUUAAGUCUCAGGCUUAACCAUCAUACUCUUUUUUUAUUUCCCCUCCUCCAUCGCUCCUCCCGAGUAAUGAAUCUCCAGUUUUUCUUGACACAACGCAAGAAGAAGAACAUCUCACUCGGCGGGGAAUGAAGACGGCUGCUCAUUAGCCGUGGAAAAAGUGUACCGAGCCAGAAAGAGGAGAUGUCCGGACAGAUUUGCUUGAAAUCAAUGCCUGUCUUCUGUGGCUUCCUCUACAGUAUGAGCUUGCCACAAGUUAUCAGAUUCAUAGGAGGAGGAAAAGGUGUUCUUAAGCCUUACAGACACAUGUUUCGUGUAUACACUGUUGAAACAAAAGAACAAAGUGGGCACUAUGGCUCCUCUUAGCAUCACAUUUCAGCCCUGUUGAGCAGCUUUCACUGUCUACUUUAACAUAUUUGUCCUCAUCAUGUGACCAGAUCAAUACUGAGAGAUUACCUCUGCUCGGUGGGAGACACGGAUACCUCUGAAGUGGCAGGAUUGGAGGAUGGUUUUUAGUUACAGGACACUAAAGAUGCAUAGUGGCAAGGGCGGCUGAAAAAGUGCUCAGUUAGCAAAGGGCUGCACCGGCAACUGACCAUGUGUGUAUGCUGCUGGCUAAAAUAACUGACACUGGACACGUCAGGAUACACGGUUUUAAUGUGAAAAAACUGUAUCCUGAAUCAUCACUCAGCUCUAGUCCUCUUAAUCCAGACUCCAUCCUUUUGUUUCACACUAACAUGAGAUCCUGCCAUGGCUUCCUUGUAAAAGCUUAAAAAACACGACUGUUCCAUUGAAUAUUCAGCUCACAUAUUCAGCAGGUUCAGGACAAAAGAAGAUGCUUUUAUACUUUGGUCGUGUUUCGCUUUUGAGCUAAUGUGUCAGACUGGUGGUGGCAUGAAAUGUACUUGACCUUUACAUUUGAUUUUCUAAACUAUCAAACUAUACCAUGGUAGGAGUAAGUAUUCCAACAUCAUGAAGAUAACAAAAUCUGUCACUUCAAAGUCCAUAAAAACUGCUGAUGAAAUAGUGAAUAUGCUUUGCUUUUUAACCGAUUCUACUGUAUCAAAAUAACUACAUUGACAUGUUGUUUAAAAAAUCCAUUUAUUGCAUUACUCUGACUGGACUAGCACUGAAUUGAACUUUUCAAAGUUGGACUAUCAUACUAGGGCUGGGCAAUAUCGCCUUAUAUUAAUAUCACGGUAUGAUGAGCAGUUCAUAAAUAGACGAUAACUACUCCACAAGCUGCUCAACCCCUCCUACAUUAACUUUGUCUACUUCAGUCACUACAACUUUUGAACCGUCCUCCAUCUCCUCACCUGUCUUUCCCUCUUUGUUACAGACUGGAUGGGGUGGAGUCACGUCUCUGACGUAGGACAGCCUCUUAAAGGGACAUGAGACCAUAGCCUACCUACACACAUCCAAAACCAACUUUGAUUUGUUCAUUCGACAUUUGACAAUAUAUUAACAUGGGCAAAAUGACGUUAGUUAUUGUUGUAAAUUUCGGCAUCGGUAAUUUUUCGGUUUAUUGCCCAGCCCUAUACCAUACCUUGAUAAUGCUGUCAGGGGUUGAUUUUUUUCUGGCAUGUAAGCGGUGGCUCUAUCAAACUAAAACUGGACUUAGCACUCUGCACUUAACCCAGUGCAGCCGCUUGCUAAUGUGUUUUGCCGAUUAUUUUGAUAGGUAUUUCAGCCUGGAGAUGACCCAAUAGAAACAAGCUGAAAGAGGACAUGUCACCACCUACCAUAGUGGAAGUGGACACUAGAUUUUUGCACAGCGCAUAUAAACAGGGACAAGGACAGAAGUCUAGUUAAAUCCCUGUUUUGAGCUAUGUCCAUAGCUCGACUUGACUGUGCAUGUAAAUGUAAUUAUUGUUGAAACCUUUGAAACAGUCUGUUGUUUCAAGCCCUAAACUGAUACUAUGACUAACCUAUGGCUUCAUAUACCAAUGCUGCACUUAACUCAAGCCAACACACAGGAAACAUGGGUGGAGUGUUUUUUUGCCAUCUGUGUUGUCACUUAGCACCCAGAUUUUGCCUCUGAAAAUUGCAUCUUAACAACCGUUAAUUGACCUGCAAGUCAGCAAUGUUUUGUCGCAUGGUAAAUGUACCAUUCAGGGUCUGCAGGGAAAUCAUCAUGCAGCAGCAUGAGCACUUUUUGAUUAUUUAUGGGAGUUAUGCGUUCAGGCAAUGCCCAUUCUGACAUUUACUUCACUUACCCCCUUCACUCUUCCAUUGUCCUCUACCCAGUCAGACAGUCUGCAUAUAUAAUCGCCUUAUGCGGCUGUUUUCAUGAAAAGUGAGAGUGCUGGUUUUAGAUGAAAGGGAGAAGAGAUAUUUAACCUGCUCUGUCCUGUAGGUGGAGAUUAUGACUCAUUAUUGCUCGCAUUAUCAUUAGCACAGCCAGUAAAAGACAGGUAAUAAAAGCACUUGUUAUUUUGGAUUUAUCUUUUACUUCACUUGCAGAAGUGAUCCCACUUGGUUUUAUUUAUUACAUGUCACAGUCUGCACUGUACACAUUAUCUGGAGUGUUAAAACAAAUAUAUUUUAUUUCUUUUUGCAGUCCACAAAUGUUCUGUGUAAUGCCAUUGUUUGCCUGCAUGACAGCGAUAAAAGUAUGAAUGAUGUUUCACUACACUGACCGGCAAGGCCAUGAAUCCUAAUAUUUAGACUGGAGCAGCCAUGCACUCCCAGCUGCAGCUUGACUUCAAGUAAUCAUAGCUGUACACCCUUGCGUAUUGUGCUGCAGGAAAAACACUAUCCGGCAGAGGCUGAGUCCAUCAAUCUAGGAGGCCCGACAGAUUUUCUCCAUCCCAUGUUGGAGGAUUUUUUACAUGGCACCCUUCCCCCACCCAAAGGGAAUAUGUUUAUGAGCCCUUUCUCUUACUGUCCUGUCUCCUCCCAAUCCCCUCUCCUUCUUAUGAGAUGAGGGGUCUAGCAUGGGAGUGUAUGUGUAGAGCUUCCCGCUGCAGGGUCUUGAUGGAUGGCCACUCAGCUAUACAUGCCGUGCUCACCAGAGGAUGGCCAUAUUUCUCCUUCAGUGCCCGCCGCGUAGACCUGCAUCUGCAUGAGGACAGUGGGGACGCUGCUUUGUGCAGGGCUGAGUAGGAGUAUCUGAUUAGGUGUAAUGGAAUUACAGUAAUCUGAUUCUAAAAGAUGACAUCUGUAAUCUGUUGUAUUUACUGUAAAUAUGCAGUAAUAAGAUCAAAGAUGCUCGUGAUGCGUCAGAGAUAUUGUAUUGCUGUGUACAUCUCUGGAAUCUAAAUUGUGGGAUUUCUCUUUAGAGUGCAGACUUGUACAUUAAAAUGAACCCCAUUUAACUAAAAGCUCUUAUUGAAGUGUGACGUAAAUUAAGGAUUCUAGCAGCAUUACUGGUCACAAUUUUCUGCAGGUAAUCAGCACUUUAAGUAAUUGCAUUUGAGUUUAAUCCUCCUAACCCUUGUAACUGCUGUUGCAGUAAAUGGCGGGCUGGUUGGAUGAUAUGUUGAGGUGGAGUAUUAGCAAAAUGAUGACCUAAGGGCCUUAUUGGAGGCUACUGCUCGGUCAUAGGAGGAAUAAACGCUGCAGGGGGCUCUGCAUGGCAGUGCGCUGCUGCUUUUGGGUCAGAGAAGUGAGGGAGAGAGAGAAAGAGAGAGAGAGAGGGAGGAACUGUCAUUGAUCCUGUGGUAUUAGCUUGGGCUGCAAUCAUAAUGAAACCAGUACUAUGUGCUCUAUGUUUGUGUGUGUGUGUGUGGGGUGUGUGACACUGACAACGCCUGUAAAUAUCUGCAUCUGGAGUGUUUAUAUCCUGGUGAUUAAUUAUAACUCAUGUGGACACAAAUAAAUCACUCAAAGUGUUUGUGUGCAUGCAUGUGUUAUUGUAUGUGUGUAUCCCCAGAUGGCCUUGUGUUAGCGUAUUUGUAGUGUGUGUGUACACACCGAAUGUGUGUAUCCCCAGAUACCUUGUGUGAACAUAUUGCGGGGUAUGCAUUGUCAUCGAGUGAGUGUACUAGGUGGAUAUAUAUUUCCCUGACUUUGAGUGUGUGUCUGUGUGUGUGUAUGUGUGUGUAUACGUGUCUGUGUACAAAGUGAUGAAGCAGGAGAGGCUGCCUGGCGACUCAUCCAUCAUUUUCCCCCCUGGCCCGUGGUGCCCUCAGAGGAGCGCUGCACUGUCACGGUGACAUUGGGCUCAUUUUGGUCUAGAAAAAUGGUGCAUCCACCCACGGCGUCACCAGCGCCACCACCUCCGCCACCGCCGCCCCCGCUCCCUCCAGCCAACCAGCCAGCUUAGUCUUCGCUGUUACAAUCCCUCUAAUAGUCUCAGACUUCCUCCCCCAGCUGACAGCUUUACACGCCGUAUCCAUGGGGACAGAUUGCUAAUCAUAGCCAGCGCUCUUUUGAAAGGCCCUCUUUUGUCCACAGUCAUUUAGUGGAGCUCUUCGGGUGGGUUGUCACCCCCGCACACCCCACUCCCACCCCCCCAGAUAACCUUGAAAGAGGUGGAGGAGAAGGGGGGGUAGAUGAGAGAUAUAAGGGGAGAGGUGAGACCACUUUAUAGGCGUCCCGUGGCGUCUCUGCCUUGUCUUGCAUCUCUGGUAAUGUACAGGGUGAGUCAGCAUGAGCAACCGCAGUACAGCCCAGUCAAUGUGUUCAGGCUCACUUCUGAAUAGACAACGCCAGCGCCAUGCCUCCAAACCGCUGCAGCUGCUGCUUCGUGACUCAACAUGGUGUACGUGCUCCUGUCCUCCAACUCUCUUAAAAUAUGCACGUACAGGACAGCACAGGCACACACACACGCCAUUAGCCACUGCACAGAGUGAAAGGUGUCAUGGUCAAAGGGGCAUUCUGCACAAUCUAGCAGGAGUCAAGGGUGUGAAAAAGCAGGAGACUGAUAGUGCGACCGACCAUUCCAAAUCAAUGUGUUGCAGGCCUGAUGCAACAAACAGAGCUCUUUACUCGCUCAUGUGAGGUUAGAAAGAACAACAUGUGGAGCACACAUUUUGAAAACCCAUGUAUGAGGUUUUAUUUUCUGCGUGGCCGAUGGUGCAUGGUUUGUAUACCGCAGGUAGGCACUCCUCUAAGCACACAAUACUCAAUGGACUGCUACCACAUGGCUGGUAUAGACAUCCAUCUUAAACAAUCAUAUUAGCUCCUACCCUUAUUCCCACAGAGACUGUGUGCUUAUCAACACGAACACACAGAAACAGACAGACUGAUAAGCACAUAAAUACAUGCAGACAUAGCUCAAGCACCAGCUCUGGUUAUGUAACUGCAGUCACCACAUUUUAGUGUCAUUCCUCCCAAAACGGCACCUUGUUGUUAAGGGAGAAGGGCGGAUGAGAGGCAAACAGAAACAGAACGCAGAUAAAAAACUGAAGAGAGGGAGACGUAAAGAGGAAGAACAGAGGGAGACUGGGAGAGACAAUAAGAGGAGGAUGAGGAGGAAAACAGGAGUUGAGGGAUUGCAGCAUGUUUGCCCCCAUUGCCAUCAUCCAGUGUAUGCAGUUUAAACUGUGCCUGAUCAGUCAUGCUUCUCCACAUUCACACACAGAUGAAAACACAAAUAGAAUAUAUACCCACAACUCUACCGACAACAGUAUGCCUGCAUGGCUUUGCCUCAGUAAGCCUCCUAUCAUAGAUAACCUCUCCAGCUGACAGUGGCAACAGUGGCAUUAAUCCUGAUCCCAACAACAACAACAGUGAUGGACAGUCAAGGCCUUCACAGAACCACAUCAGCAUAUUCCGCCCUCUUUAUCUCUUUGGGCAAAAAUGUAUUUUGUAAUUCUAAAAUGGAUCUGCUUCCAUAUUUGCAAGCAUCCAGUUAGGACAUGCUGGAUAGGUGGUGGAUUGAUCUGCCUGUUCUGUCACUGGAGAUCAAUUGUCAUCUGUCCUCUUCGAUUGGAGAUCUUGUUUCCUCCAUUUGCCUGCAUGGUGUGCCCUGCAACCUCAAAUUCCCAUUUGACCUCACCUUUCCCAUAUCUCAGAGGGAAGGUCAACACCGAUUAUUAAUUUGCAUGACCUUGUUGACUCUAAUGUCCUAUUGAGCUGCUGCUGUGUGGUCGCACAUGCGUAUUGUCUUUCAUACAGCUCCACAAAUAACUUCCUUCCUGUACAGGGGGAUCAAUAACACAGCAUGAGCAGUAAGAAAUAUUAAGCCAUUUCCCAUUUUGCCAUAAUAACAGGAACUGCAGAAAUGCUAGCUAGCCUGGAAUCAAUAGCUCUGAUGUAAAUGAAACUCUUCCCUUCCUGUCUCAGUCACGUCUUUGUGGUUUGUUUGUGUGCAUUUCUAUACACUUAAGCAGAUUUCUCUCAGACAAACAAAGCUUCUCUGGAGGAAUUCAGCUGUUUCGGGUCACAAAUAUCUCUCAGGUUUCUAUUAAUAUCACAGCCAAGUGUUAUGAUGUAUUGCUCUGUGGACUCUUAUCACAGUCUCUCACCAUGAAGGCACACUGUAUAGCAUAUUUCAAUCAUUCUGUCAUGGGAGAACUAUAAUCUUUUUCUUCUGCAUGGCAUAUGUCCUUCCACUUCUAACUAAUCCUUAUUAUGCCUCAGAAGCGAAGGUCAUUGUCAAAGCCGAGGGGUGAUUAAGUUAAUCCACUUGUUUUCUGAAUCCGAUUUACCUCAUUUUCUAAACUAGGGAACAAUGUUCUGGCACAAAGACAUCAAGAUGAUACGCAUUAAGGAGGAGGGCCCCCUCACUGGAGAGGCUUCUAUUAUCUGUCUACAUCAUCUGCAUCCCUUUCUGCUUCCUAGGCCUAUCAGCGGAUUUCUAAUGACUGCAUUCAAAGCCAUCUCUGAUUUAUGGAGAGUGAGAGUGAAAGUGAGAGGAGAGCACACGAGUUAAAAGACGAACAAUCUCUCUUCUUAUUCAUGAAUUGAUCUAUACAGCUGCAGUGUAAGCCACAAGCAGCGUAAGGCGCAGGGGCCUGGUGAGCGGGAGCCCCUGUGCUGCGGCCGGCCAGUCUCGCUGAGUUACGCAGUGCAGUAGCAAACAGUUGACUUCAUUAGCAGGUCCCUCCCUACUUGGGGAUGGAUUAUUUACGACUGCACUGGGCACGGACAGAUGCUCCACAGAUAUUGUACUAUAGAGAGUUCUGCGAGUACAAAUAAGUGUGCAUAACAGGGGGAGUGUGUGUGUAACACUGCCAAAGCUGUUUGCAUGCCCUACUAUCAGCAAAGCAGCCUAAACCUACAAUAAACCCCGAGUUAUUUAACUUAAUGCUGAUAAAAAUGUAAAAUGCAUCAUGUGUUAGAGAGCGGAAUCAGUAUUUGUGUGAUUAUUUGACCAUUAAUCUACAUGUAAGCUCAUAUACCAAACAGGGAAUGCCCAUGCAUGCAUAUUUGCGCAUCCAUGCUAAUGUGUCGUGUUAAAAUGUCAUGCGAGUCUACAGUUACAAAUAUUUGUGUAUGGAUUUUUUUUAAUGUAAAAGCCUUUCAGUGUAUUAUAUAACCAUUAGCUCUUGCCUGUCUGCUCUGAUCAAUCUCUUUUAGCAUGUGAGUGAUAUGAAAACAUUCUGUACGGGAACAAUUUGGCAGCCAGGCAUUAUGUUUAACUACCUCCUACGUAAUUUCUACGACAGCCAGCACUGAUAAACAUGUAUAUGUAUGAGAUAUGUCAAGACUUAUAUUGUUAUCACUUGUCACCAAAUGCAGAGACAGUCCAAUGGCGUGAUCAGCCAAUGAGGGGAAAUGAUGAUAAAUUAUGUCUUUGCUUUUUGCAUUUCCAUUAGAGUGAAAUGGUUUCAUGACAUCAUGGGAGUUAAUGGAAAUAGAGCAAGGAUAACACAUACACUAGAAAGAGCAGUGGGUAAACAUACUGAGUUAAUGUUACACUCUUUGUAACUCUUACAGGCUUUUCAUUGUCAUGUAUACCUACAAUCAAUACAGUAGUCACAUUUUUAAUCGGUUCUGGUGUUACAAGGUUUUGGCCUGUCAAUCAUGUGAUUGCAAACUAACUGUAAAUGAGCAAUACAUCACACAAACACUUAAAUUAUUAAUCUAUCAUGUAUCUAUUUUUCUAAGAAGUCAUGCCAUCCAUGUUUAUGCUGUGCAAUGUGCAGACUGAAAAGACUCACAAUUUCUGUAUUUAUUUGCAUGCGAUUUUAAAGGGAUAUUUCAGUAUUUUUCAGAGUUGAUGUCGUUUGGGUUUCAGAUUAUAAGUACAUGAAUUAGCCGCACUGGACAGUUUUCUGCAUUAUAAUUUUUUUUUUUUUUUUUUUUUUUUUUUUUUUAAGAUUAUGACCCAAGUACUCAUCUCAGAACUUUUUGCUGUCAUAUGUAUUAUUUUAGCACUUUGCCAUCAGAAAGCCUUUCUGUUUUAAACUAUUUCCAAACACAACAGAUGUACCUGCUUCUCUGCCUGCAGUUUGAUGAGCUAAUGAAGGCAAGGCAAGUUUAUUUGUAUUGCACCAUUCAUACAUGAGGAAAUUCAAAGUGCUUUACAGAUGCAAGGAACUACAUAAAAAUUAAAAAAAGGAGAGAUGAAAACAAAUCACAAAGACAUAUAAUGAUUUAAAAUCAAACAGACAAAACAAUUUAAAAUUAAAGACAUAAAAUGUCAUUUAAAUUCAUUGAAACAGUUGAUAUUGAUGGAACAGCAAAGUUGAAGUUUAAGAAAUUAAAAGAGAUUGUUUUGGGUCAAGAAAGAGUGAAUUUGUUGAUAAACAACUUUCUCAGUGAUGUAUGAAAUAUGAUAUGAUUGCAUGUCAUAUUGUAUAUUUUAAAUGUUGAAGAUCCUGAUAUAUCGACUUUACCCAGUUUCUCUCAGUUUUCUCCUUUUCCCUUUGAGGACUUAAAUCUCAUUAUUGGUUCAUAAAGGUGUUCGGGGGUGUCUUUCUGAUGGCAAAGUAAAGUGUUGAAAAUUUCCUCAGUACAACAUACACUUGAAACAAGAUGAGUGGGAGUCUCUCAAAACAUACAGUACUAUGCAAAGUUGGCAGAAAACUGUAGCCUAGCUUGCAUGUUCUUUCUCCUGGCAGAGCUGACCAGCAUCUAAGGAGCUGGUACACUUAUCAGUGACAUGGCACCCAUAGAACCUUCUACAAAUAUACUGAAUACCCCUUUAAAAGUCUAGAGUGUGUAGAUUUUUGAUAUUUUCAUGCAUUAGAAGUAUUACUUGGAUGAUUUGCUUUUAACAUUUCCCCAUUUUUUAUUGUUAGAUUUAUUGUUAUUGUCAGAUUCAGCUCCUAACUGAGCCCUUAUAAGCAUGCCAGCCGACCCAAAUGUGCAGACAAUUAUUCAAACCUUUAGUUUGAUUUAAAAGACCAAAUUAAAAAAGCCUAAUUUAUCUACUGGCUUGAUGUGAAAAACUGGUACUUCACACAAACGCAUUGUCCAAAAACUCAGCCAUCAAAAGGAAUACAAAUCAAAAGGACCAAUUAUGAAUGAUUCUGCCUGUGAUGAAGAUCAUAAUUCACUGGUGCAUUAUGGUUAAUGUAUUCCAGUAACUUGAACAAUUUAUUGUGACACUCAAAUGCAAACAACUAGAAUGCACAUAUAGACUGUAACUCUGCCUGAAUUUGACAAGCCUGUUGGGAUCUUUGGCUUCGUUGCAAGCUGCGACAUUAUAGUGUUUUGCAAGCGUGAGGCAAGAGAGGCCAGAAAAAGACAAAAGACAAUGGAGAGAGAGAAAAGAAAGACAAGAAGAAAGGGAGAGCGAAGGAAUGUGGGAUGGACGAAUAAACAGACAGUGAGCUGAAAGGGAAAAAUGAGGCUAAAGUGAAAGAAGUGCAGAUGUUUUACACUGUUUAGCAGAUCCUGUUGCGAAGCUUCAACUCCGUCAUAAUAAACAGACUGAACGAGCAAUUCAAAACACCUGGAGCCCCACCGUCACCUAUUAAGUCAAGCUUAUAAUCAUCAGGGGGGGCAUCUACUCUGCAAAUCUAACAGCUCUUUUUGUGUGUACGAGUGUCAGUCACUCCCACAGCUUUGCAAAUUAAGGUGUGACCGAGCCAGAGUGUGAUCCCUCCAUAGCCAAAACAAACACCAUAAUAGGCGCUUCAAACGCACGCUCUGUUAUUUUUCUGUAACCGGUGGGCUGCAUUUAGUGUGGUCCUGGCGUCUUUAUCAGCUCUGUCUGAGAAAAACACCCACAUCUCUACCAGAAGAUUUGAAUCAUCACCAUCAUCAUCAUUUUCUCCUCAGUCCUUCACUUAAAAACACACCACGUGGAGCUGAAAACUUGACUGCUCAAAAAAAAAAGGAACUUAGAGUUGACACAUCCUUUAAGACAAAUUGGAUCAGAAUUUCCAAGAGGAGUUGCUUUCAGCUUUUUGACUACUUUUGAGCCUUUAAUUUGAGAAAAGUGCUAAAUUCAACAUCAGAUUGAGAUUCUGUAAUCCACUUGCAUUAGUCUUAUUCUAUUUCAAAGACUUAAAGAAUAAAAGGUAAUUCUUUAGAGGGAGAGAUGUGAAAAAGCCAUUUUGAAAUGUACGUUUGUAGCUACUUUGAGGGCUUUUGGGGAGCAGCUUUUAAGUGAGUCAUGAUUCUUAGAGAAUAAAUAAAGAGAAGCAAAGAUUAAGAAAGGAAAGAGUAAGGUCCCCUCAGCUCAAAGGUCUUAGACUGGAUCAGAUCUGCAGCUUGCUGCAUGAGGUGUGUUCAACCUGGAUUCAUAUUUAAAAGGGCAAGAAACUUAGUAUGAAAGCUGCAAAAGCUCCAAACACAAAGGGCGCUUUUAUCUCCUCUGUUAUUCUUCGACUCACAUCCAGCACCAUAUUUGUGCAGCUGCACAGUUUCUGGUUGUUUUUGUAGCUGGACUCAGAGAGGAAAGCAAACUGGAAUCAGCAGAACUUGAAAGUAUUCCCCUUUUCCUAGUAACUGGAUUUCUGUAUCUGCCCUGCAGCUGGCCACCCAGGGUCUGUGUGAGUGUGUGUGUCUGCUUCAUUUGGCAAAGCUAGUCUGCUAAACAAACUCUUUCAACUCGGGCUGAUUCAGGCUCAUUCAGACAAGAGAGCAGAGGGGAUAAUCAAUCCUUAGAUGCACCAUUCUUAAAUAUUUUAUCACCUCAGACUCUGGAAGAUGGCUGAGUCUGAAGCAGGAAAAAGAGGAACUUUAGCUGAACUACAGUUUCUAUAAAAAUAAUCCCUUGACUGCUUCCACCGUGAUUGAGAAGGAAAUUAAUUAUUGCAGGGCAUUUCAUUAGAGAGAAAAAAAGUAUAUGCUAGGGGGAACCUAAUCGCAGCCCAUUUUCUCACUUUAUUGUUUUCUGGAUGCCUGUUUGUGAUGAUGGAGCAAAGCGGCAGUGGCCAGAGUGGGAGCCGAUCCUUAUCACUCCUGUUCCCAUGCUUUUUUGCCAGAUGGAGCUCUUGGUGGCAAUUUUGAGCAGCAGCACAGUAAAGCAGGACAAACGACUCACUGAUGAAGGAGGGCCUUAAUGUUUUAAGUGUUAAACCCUGUAUCCCCACUCAUCCUUAUGGGCUAUUACAGUUUAUGUUAAUUAGAUUGUUUUACAGCCCAGCUGACCUCCUUUGCUCUGCUUAAUAUGUACUUUCUUGAAACAUAUUGUCACAGGUACUUGAACCGGGGAUGUAUGAGCUUUUUUUCCUCUAAGGACCAGUCACUAAUAAACUAAACCCUGAUGAGAGUUUAACCUGUGAUCUACAUCAGCUGUUAACCCUUCUCCAUUUCUGGAAGUAAAAGUACAAUUGUCGAGUACCCUGGCCAUCUAGCUUCAUCACUGUCUACUUUGAGACUCUUGUCUGUCCCCACAAAUUAUUUCUCGCCUCACCAAGAGAGCAGGAGCGCAAUGAUCCAUUUGACUAAGAGAGACACCUCCCCCAUUACUCUCAGAUCGAGCCUGGCACCUCUCACCCGGCCGUGCUGGUCACAGACAGGGCAGAGUGGAACUCAUCUGUGUGGAGGGGAGCGGUGUUUAAGCACAUUAAGCUGCCCUAAACGGAUAAACGCAGUAAAUUUGAGCCUCUACACCUGCAUCCUAAUCAGUGAAGACACCAUUCACAAAAGCACCAUUGACAAAAGCCAUUGCAUCACUGGUAUGUCGAAGAAAAUUAGCGAAGGCAUAGAAGUAGACGACGGCGAAGCCUAAGACCGGCGCAGGACCGAUUAUAAGAUGAUUUAGUGAGUGAAUAGCAGUUUUGACUCACCGAGAGAGCCUCUGAAGACAAGCUUCAGAGAGUAACAGAGUGUGGUUUAUGUUGUUUCAUCCUUACCUAUCUCCAAGGAAAGGAUGGAGACAAGGAGUCUGUUCAGUUCAUGAUGUGUACCGUUACUCAUUUAGAGGACAGACAGAGAUCAGAGGAGCUAUAAUCAAUAAAACACCAUUUUCUCCCCACUGUCUCCUUUCCUCCCUCCCUCUCUUUAUCCAUCGUUUACUCGAUCAGAAACUUAUAGGAUUGUAUUAUCUGCUCUUAAACAGUCUUUUCAGCAUGUUAACAGUAGUCAGGUAAGGCCCCCCGCGGGUGCAUCAGGUCAGGUUUUCUAUAUAUGGCUCACUUGUUUUUCUGUUAAGAUCCCUUGAAGCUGCUGCUGCUUGAUCUGCAUUGCUGCUGAUUUGCUCAUACACAAUACUUGUGUUGGUAAUCCGGCAUUCACUUGAUGACAGCAAGUGUUGCUGUAUUAUUAUUAUCUGUAUGCAAUCAACAUGUUUUAAUGUGCACAUUUCUUCAAAGUUGAACUGUAUUUGAUUCAGCUUUUGAAUUUAGCGCCAAACAUAGCUGUAAAACAAAACCACUCUAUGCAAUCUUAGGAAUAAGUAAAAUCGCCUAUGCUGAUUCUUGUUUGUCAGAAACGAAAACUUUAGGAUGUCUCACAGCUGAUAUGUUGACUUCGAAAGAAGAGGAAAGCCAUGAGUGUGUAACCUCAGAGACGAUUGUGAAAGCUUGUUUGGAUUCACUAAAUGAGAGGCCAAGGGGGCUGGAGGAAUCUGGUUUCUUAGUCACUGAUGGGCUGGGAUGGGUGGGGUGCCAGAUGUUCGUGGACAUGCAAGCAGUACACCGAGGCUGGCCCUUGCAGCAUGCUGCAGUAUGUGAAAAAGCUUGGCACCAUCAAAGCAGCUCUCUCUUUGGCACAAUGUGCUGGUGUGCAACAUGGUCCUAGUCCCAGGCCUCUUUCUCUCCAGCCUCAGCUACAGUCUGAGAUGUUCAUUUCCCCCAUUUCACUUCUCUUUCUGUCCCUUUUUCAUCCCUUUUUCUCUAACUUAACAAAUAACCAGCUUUGACUGACUAUUCAGAGCACUUUUUUCUACCUCAUGCAUCAAUGUUUUUUUUUUUUUCUUUAAUGAGAUAAAAAAGUCAUGGUCUCUGUACCACAGCACACAUUUGCAACAUGUUCUGUCUGCACCACAUUUUUAUUGUCUGAUGGUCUGUAACUUUGCCCCACUGGAUCCCUUUCAGAGCAGGGCCUAACUCAGAGCAGCUAGACUCCCAAAUCGAAACCUCCUGUGAGAACUUGUCCAGAUUUUGCUGAAGUAUUAAGAUCAUAGGAUACCACAAAUGUAAACAGAGAGCAACAUAACAAUCUAUUGUGUCUUUCUGGAGUUGAUGAAAUGUCCAUUUGGAUAGUACUUUCUUAUUUUUGUUCAUCUACCAUGAGUGAUUACUGUGCAUUAGAAAACUUUGUUUUCUCAUGUGAAAAACGCAUUUAAUAAGUAUAAUUAGAUUCUACCUUGUUGUUACCUAAAUAGAAGUCAACAACUAAAACUCCUGCUAUAAUCAAUCAGGGUCUCAGAUUUGUGGCUGUAUUGCUGUUGUUAAAGCUGCUAUGAGGAACUUCUGGUUUGGGUUGAUUUUGGCGCCCCCUGUGGACAGAGUAAUACUUCUUGUCUCUUGUCAUGUACAUGUAUAAGUAGUGGAUCUCAACGAGAACCUCAUGUUACUGUCUUAUAACAGUGAAAGUUAUCGCUCAUUGUGAGUGGUUGCCAGGGAAACGGUUCUAAUGAAGCUGUGUCUUUGCCAUGCUCUGGUCUGACACCUGACCCCUCAACCAGUUAAAAACUCCCCACAGUGCAUUUAACAAUAUAUCCAUGCGUAUGAUCUAAUUUAUGAUUUAUUUUAAAAUGUCCUGUUAGAGCCCGAUAUGUAACAACGAUCUGAAACGACCCAGACUGUAAUUAAAUAAAACCCAAAAUGUAACAAGAUACUGAACAAGUUAAAUGUAUAACUUUCUGCCCAAAAUGUAACAACUUGUUACACUGUGAGUCAGUUAUUACAUUUUAGAUUGUUGUUACAUAUUGGGCUCUAACAUGCUCCAGAUAGUCCAUGCCAUUCCCGUGUCUGAUCUCCCGUCUGUGUGAGUCUGCUCUGAGCUCAUGCCGGGGCUGAGCACCAUUGAAAAGAGAAUUGGCGCAUAUAUAGUAUAGCGCAGAAGGAAGAGACGCUUCUGGGGCGUAGCAAUGAUGUAUUAUGGCGCCAAGCGUUGACUAAGGUGAGCGUGAUUCAGCUCCAGACCGAAUGUGGUGCGAACAGAAUGAAAAAACCCUCCUGAGAUUCUGGGAAUGCAAACAGGAAAGCCAAUCUGAGAUGCAUCUUGCCUAUUCCCAUGGCAUCUGGUGGAUCUAUGCAAUCUUCAAUCACCGCAGCAGACGUUCCCAUUAACUGCGAUUGUCUCUUUCAUCUCAAUAUGCAGAUUCAACUCAUUGUUAUAUUUUAACCAACAACAGUUUCACAGCUAAAAACCGAUCCGUUGAAGAUUGAUCGUGUGAAGGUCUGUGUUUCUGUGUCCAUUGCUCACAUAUUUCAAGGUUGUUAGUUCUUCUAGCCCCCCUAUGGUUUUCUCAUCCUGACUUUAUGGUGCUGCAUUUUGCUAACUUGUCACUAUCAUGCCGAAGAGGUCAACCAGAGGGCUUGAUCACUGACCUUCCAGGUCCUCACAGCCAUGAGUCAACCCCCCCCCAACCGAUGAAAGAUGGCCUGUUAGCAUCACAGGGAGCACCCAUGCGUCCCUGAAGCUGAUUAAAACACAGGUUGAUGGGUGUUAUUUACUGCAUGGCCCGAGUGUGUGCCUGCAUCUAUGUGUAUGUGUGAAUUCUGUUUAUGUGUGCAUGCAACUCAAGGACUCUGGUCCCAGCAGGCUGCCGGCCUCAUAACCCCCAUCCAUCCAUCCAUCUCUUCAUCCAUCCCCCGCCGUGCAAUGGAUCAUGUGAGGGAAUGAGAGAGAAGAAGGAGGGCCAACAUGGCUGUCAUUUCUUUCUGCGGGACGUGUCACCUCUUUAGCCUUGGUGAGGAGCUGGUUGAAGGUUGAAGACUGCUGACAUACGCUCCGACCAUGAUAUGCCAGAAUGGGCUGGGUGUUUGUGUGCAUGUGUGCGCAAUCGGGUGCUCCUGAUGGUUUUGUGUGUCUCUAUUAGAGCACAGUGUGUGUGUUUGUACAUGCAUUCACGUGCGUGUAUGUGUGUGCACCUCAGACGACAUUGCAGCUGAUGGCUUGUCACUGAUAGUGGCCUCACCGUGAAAUGAAGGUCACAGUACUCUCUGGGUUUCAUCUGGCCCUCUCAUAGGAGUACCACUGUAGCUGUCAGCUAAUGAGACAGUGGAAAGGAGCAAGGGAAGCAGGGUAGAUAAAAGAGCUGAGAGGGUGAAAGAGAGAGAGGGAGGUGGCGGGUUAAUGAGAGAGUAGAGAGGAGGAAAAGGGCGCUAGGUAAAGGAGAAAAGAAAGCUAGAGAUUGAAGUGAACUACAGAGGCAAAAAAAAAAAAUGAAGUCAGGAGUAGGACAAAACAAAAUGUGCAAGAAACAAGAAUGAGCGCAGAGAGAGAAAAAAAAGCAAGAAAGCAAGAAAUGAAGCAGAACAGCAGAAAAAGGGGACGUCAGAGAGAGGCAGAGUGGAGCUCAUGGGAAAACAGCAGACAACAGGGACAAGGAGGAGGAUAAAGCAAUGAAAGGCUUGAAGAAAAUUAGAAACAAAACUCUGCCUCAGCUCCAUUUUCAAGCAAGCCAUGAAGUAUAGCUCCGAGGAGGAGGAGCAGCAGCAGAGAGAUGUUGCAGGAACAGUAUGGGAGUGGUCCCCUGCAGUCUGCCAUGCACCACACCUUCUCACCGAGAGCAUCUUGCCCUGUCUCUUUUACUUCCCCCCCAGUCUCUUCCCCUUUUUUUCUCUAUGUAAUUCACUGUCUUCCUGUUAUGCUGCCUUUUUGACUUCCUCCUUUGUUCCAGCCCCCCCUACCCAAUUCCUUUAGAGAGCUCCCAGACAGUGCCUUGAGGCCACCGUACUCAGGAAUGAUGGAUUGGGUCGAGGGUGCAUGGAAGCGGAGGGGGGUUGCGGAGCACUGCAGUGUAGCAUGACUGAUGGGAACAUGCAUUAUUUUCCUGGAGGGCUCAGCCAGCCAGGACCAGGAUGUAGUAUAUUGCCAUAGCAUGCUAAAAGGGCCUGCAGCACAGAGAAGGGCCCCUUUUUUUAAUGGUCAUUUGGUAACCCUUAAUCAUGACCUGCUAUUCCUACGUAAUAGCUCAUGGCAGCGACAGAGGAGGAUAUUGGCAGAUGUUCAAGCUGCACUACAAGACUGACUUCUUGAUGGUUUGUGGAACAGCCCUGGUUCUCCUCCACAGGCUUUAGAGCAGUUAGUGUGUCCGUAAAAGGCUGUUUGGCUGAGGCAAUACACAGUGACUCACCGCCACCAUGGGACGUCAUCCCACACCCUCUUGCCUCGUUGUCAUACAACAUACAUAUGCAACACUUUGGCCACAACCUACCCUAGAGUCUCCCUGUUUUGUUUUUCUGUCUCUGGGGUGAGCGCACGAGGUGGAGUCAUUUACAAAAUGGCUAUAAACAUCCACCCGGCUGCUCCUGCGGUGCUUUUAAGUCAGGUCAUAAUGUUUUAACUUCAAAUCAAUAUUCCGGACUGUGAAUUUCAUGCGACUUGGGGAAAAACGUCUGUAAAUGUCCCGUCCAUUACACCGCUCCUGUCGUGCUGUGCAUAUGUACUGUAGCCUCAGCCUUUCUCAUUCAUUUGUAAUGAGUCAGUUAUGGUUCCCCUGAGUGAUGAUGGAGACUACAGUCUUACUGUUCAGCCAACCAGAUCCUCAUGAUGAAGCGUAGAGGCAGGGUUGUGACACUAUUCUCUGUUGUUAACAUAAAUAGCGAAGACGUGUUGCCAUGGAGUAACAUUUGGCAAGUGAGGGAUAGUAAUCAUUUCUUUUUAGUCUGCAACGCUGUGUUAAAUGAAUAUUUUUUAAUUAAAAAACCUUAAAAUAAUAUUCAUUUGUGGUGUUAUGGAACGUUUCUUUAAGGAACUGUCAGUUUUGGCGCCUCUGUGGACAAAAUGGUCUUCACUUUUCUUGUUCUCUACAUGCUGAAGUAGUGCCUUCCGACAAAAAAAUCUUGUAUUUUUGACUUUUGCCAGUCAAAUGCAUAAUUUUAUCUGAAUAUCUUAUAUGGAAAUUGUGAAAACAUUACUUUUUUAGCUGCUUAGCUGACACGUACCCCCUCACAACAGGUCCAGGCAUUAAAAAGGGCAAAGUACAAAAUGUCAGUCUGGCCACUGAUGGUCUUGUUUGCUUUUGGACGUCGUGAAAAGGAAUCAAUAUGAGCCCCAAGCUAUAACAUACGUGUCAAAAAACCCUAAUUGAAGCUUUAAAUGUUUAUUUUGAAGUCAAAUUUGAUUUAACCCAUUAAAGGAAAUUUAAUGUGGUCAGAAACUGAAAUUGUCAAGAAAAAAAACAAAGAGUUUUCAAUUAGCAGGACUGGUGUAUAAACUUUAUUUAUAAAUCACUUUUCACAGACAAAAAAAACAAACAAAAAGAACAAUGGGAUAACCAUACAACAUAAAGAAAUGAAGUAAAUAAUAUAACUUAUCAUCUAACAUUAAACUGUUUUCCUUUUUACUCAUGUACAGUAGAUAAUCCAGUUAAACUGAUAUCUCAACAAACUGAAUACAAACCUUUCAGUUUCCUAUCAUUGCCCACCGUAUCAUACGACAUUCAGCUUUAUGUACAAGUCAUUAAAGGCUGAAUCCAUAUGAAUAUGAAGCACCAAAAGAGGCUCACAUACCACAUGCAAGGUACAGGAUUUCUUUUUCACAUUUGGCACAUGUGGAAUUUCACUGUCAAAUAUAUGCUACUUGAUUAAUUCGACAUGCAUGCAGAGCAGUCAGUCAUAGGUAAUUAUUUGACCUCUGUGCCUCCUUGAAUGAUUUUCCUUCAGUUAUAUGCACAUAAUUCUUCCUUCGAUGGUUAUAAAAUGAACAUAAUGGACACAAGAUUGUGGAAACACGAAGCCUGAAUAUAAGAUUUUCUCUCAUGUUAGCCUGUCUCACGAAUAGAAUUGAAUGACUUAAGGCAAACCAUAAGUCCUCAAAACAAAAGCUUUUGAACUGUAAACAUAUUUUAUUCAUAGAUGAGAAUAAUGUCUUAAUAGAGAGAGUUUAGUCAGCAGUUCUCAGCCUAUUCAAAAAGGAGUGAAAAAAAAAGUGUUUUCAAAACCCAACUUGUAUUCCCCGAUGAAAAAUUGCUGUUCCAUUUAAGUGCGUCAUCAGAAAAUAUCUCAAGAGAUUAGGGUUUUGAGAUUAUCAAACUGUGGUAGACCAAGAAUCCAGCCAAGAAAGUGGGGCUGCAAUUAUUCAAGCAGUAAAUGGUCAUAAUAACAGUCACAAUAGUAGUCAUCAUAAUGACAGUGUUAAUAGCCCGGAUCCAAUCUGUGAGUGUUUAAUACACAGUCCUCUUCAUUGUCAACACAGGAAAAAUGUGCUAUCAUUAAAGACGAGUGUUUUGGCUUUAGCUGACGUAAAGAUUGUUUUGUUAACCAAAGACCUGGCCUCAGUAAGCCAGAGCUAAAGUCGUGACUAAGAGUUUCCAAAGAGGUUUUAGCCAAUAUCCAAACCAGCUGUCAAAGAAUGUGGGUGCUCUUCAUUUAUAAUGUUAUUUUUUGUCCUUUUCAAUAUCCUUUACAGUGUAUGGAAAACUUUAGACAUUAUAUUGGAUAACUUCUGUUGUGGUAUCUUUUGAUUUUUUAGCACCCUGCUACACAUAAUCAGUUUUCAAGAAAAUUCCUCCUCCAUCUUUUAGUAAAUCCUAACAUUAAUUGUCACAUUUUUAAGUUCUGAUGCCAAAGACAUCACUUUUACUAAGAGUUUAGUUCAAAUUGUUUAAGCCUUUGGUGGUUCAAUGAGAGCUUUUGCAUUUGGUGUGAUAGAGUAGGACUUACAAGAUGUUGAGUCCACUUCCAGGCCACAAAUCUCAAGAAUCGCGCUUGAUGAUGUGUUUUCCAUUACCCUGCAGUUGUUGGUCAGACGGAAAGGAAAGCAGACGAUGUGCAGCAGCCUAUUUUUUUCCAGUCUCUAAUGCAAGAUGAGUCUCCUUUUACAUGCGUGCAGUAAACAGGGUUUAUACGACCCCGAAAAAAGAAAACCGAAAAAAUGCGUUAGGGUGAAGUCACAGAGGGGGCGCUGUUAAGUUAUUUGGUCGUGUUUCCCAGCGGUUUGUGACAUAUUUUGGAUCCAUAUUGAGUUUUCACUUUGGUUUUCUGUGUUAAGAUUUCUCAUUCUUUAUACCUGCACCGUAACCAAUCUCUGUAAAAUACAUAUUUAUUUCAUCCUAUUAUCCUGUGUCGUAGCUCUGUAUGCAAAAUGCCAAGCCAUUUCAUUGAACAUGUCAGUUAACAGAUCUCCUCUCUGAAAGGAUGACUCUAUUUAAAAUCGAGACGGGGCUCAGUGUGAAGUGACUUUAGCUGUUUAGACAUUGAAGGCACAAACUACUCCACACUGCUGUCACAGUCCAGCCAUCUCUGCUCGCCUUGGAUCUUGUAGGAGUCCCAGGUGUUUUUGUGUCUGAGAGCAGAAGCUUUGUGAGGGGAAGAGGCUGGUGCCAAAUGACUCAAACCUAAACACUGCAGAGCACACUUCAUCCCCCCUGUCUCCUGUAGUGUGUCCCUUCCUUCUCUUAUCUCCACCUCCCUCUGUCACAUUGCUGUUUUCCCUCCUUACCAUGUCUCUUUCUCAUACUGUGAAACAGUUCCCUUCCUCCAUCCUAUCCAUGCUUUUUAUCUGUGCUCCUUCAUCUUUUCCUCCUCAUCUCUCCCUCCAGCCCCCUCCUGUCCUGCUGUGAACUAGUUGGGCAGCAGAGAACAGAGAGCCGGAGGACAGAAUGUCAGGAAGUCAGCUCCCAUGAAAGGCAAUGGGUCGCCACCAUGCCUGUAUAAGGCCAGAUGACUGGCCAGAGCUGUGUGUGUCUGCGUCUGUGUCUGUGUGAGUGUGUGUGGGGGUUUUUAUGUUUAUCUACGGACGUUUGAGUAAAUUUACUUACCGCUGUGUGUUCUCUUUGGUUUUGACCAUGUGUGUUUGCGUACAUGCGCUCCCUUGAGUGUGUCAUGUCAGCAUGUGUGUGUAUUUUUGUGUGACUGCAGCCCAGCAGCAGGCUGACGUGUGCCGUGCUGCCACAGGGACCAAAGGGGUCUGCUCUCCCUCAGCUAAUCCAAACAAAGCCCAGGCUGAGCCAGAAUGAGGAAUGUCUGCACUGUUGGUCAGAGACACAAAGGGUCAAGCAGGAUGAGUGUGGAGAGAGAGCUUCAAUGUGUUUGUUUGUCUGCGUGUACAUUUGAGCAAGACACAUAGACCUGCUUUCUGCUUUGUCCUUGCAUCAUCUUCAUGUGUUUGAGGGGUAGACGUGCAUUUGUGUAUGCAGGCUCAGUAUUCUCAGCGCGCACUGGAGUCGAAGCCUCGUGUUAACCGUGCAGGAGCCUCGUGUUGGGCGGGCUAUUCUUAUCCCCAGACUUACCUGAUUGCCAUGUAUAGUCACAGAGAGAUGAUAAAUUCACCCUUGCUGGAACAUAUUCAGUCUGCUGCAGAAUCAGACACAGGGGAGUCGAGUGGUGAGAAAACUCUUCUUCCCUCACCCAUGCAAACACUAAAGGACACACUAUUACAACAUUAAUACAACAAUAUUCCGCAAUGAGAUUUUUCUUCAUAUGUUUAUCUAAGUCCAAGUGCUUCUUCCAUAACACUUAAGUCUGUUGAUAAAAACAACUCAUGUCAUUUCCUGAAAAAGGAAACCUGAUAUAUAUAUUUAUUCCUGUUAGAUUCCUCUUAAAUUUGCUCAACACAUUCCUCUCUAACUCUUUCCUCGGAUUCCUGUUGCAUUUCAAAACUUUUACCGUUGACAGUGGAUCUGCACUUUCUUUGGAUUGACUGGUGAAAUACAGUUGAGGUUUGGAAAAUUGACUGUUUGCUCAGCCAGAUGGAUCAUUAGCUUCUUGUCAUCAGCAAGGCUAUUGGAUGUCAUGGAUUUUCCAGAGAACUAACAGGGCACUGUGAACACACAUGAGGUUUGUAUUAACAGGCAACUUACUCUGGUGAAGAUGGCAAAAAGUGUGACAGCGCACUGCAACUCUGCCUGUAUCCACAUCGGCAAAAUAACCUCUUUUGACAAAGCGAUGUAUUUAAAAACGAAAGAAAAACAACUCAAUUUGGAAAUGUUAAAGGUAGGGUAGGCAGGAUCUGAGAAAGUGACAGUUUUUGGGAGAAAUCUUGAAUGUAAACACUACCCCUCCCAACCAGUUUUCCCCUCAGCUCCUCCUCUCCCCUCCCUCUCUGCUCCAGCAAAACAGACGCUCCUGCUCGCUCAUAUCGUUCCAAUUAAAGUCAGAUAUAAUGCAGAUAAAUCCUUCAGAUAAAUACAAAUGGGGCUCAGUCAACGUGAAAGUAAAAAGCAUUGAUGCUUCUGUAGAUGCCAACAGACUACCAACAAACACAACGUUUGCAGGACUUCCACAACUAGGAUAAAGUGACACACUCCAGGACCCGAGGUAAACAGUUUAGCAGCGCUACAACACGCAGCAGUUCCCGUUUGACAAGAAACACUUCUGUUACAGACACUUGGCUUACUUUGUUUGUUACUUGUCCAACAGGAAGGUUACAGGGUCCUUAAGAUCCCUCAUGGUCACCCAUCGUUUAUGCUGAUGUUGACCCAGCUUUUUAGCUUUUGUACAAUCUACCUCAGUUUUAAGCACCCAUUAUUCCGCCAGAGUCUCCGGUAUUUACUUCAUUUUAUCGCUUGUGUUUUCCGUUUCAACUGUCAAAUAGCUUUUGACUGAUAUUAAAAGUUUUUUUGUACAUACACCAAAAAAAAAGAUGCUUCCUUAACCGAAUCCUGCCUACCUGACCUUUAAGCAAUGUAUUUAAAAAGGAAAGAAAAACAUCACAGAGUGAAAAUAUGAAAUUUGAAUAAUGAUGUUGAGAUUGAUUUUAUAGCUGUUCACCUCCAAAGAACUGCUUCCCCAUGUCCUGUUUGUGAGCAAACACAAAGGAGCUCACUUUACUGCAGUGUGCCUGCAGCACCGCUGUGGUCAAGAGGCUAUUGUUUAGCCAGUAGUCUGGCUCAAGUGGAGACACCCAUCACACACAUUAGUGUCACUGUGGUCAAAUGAGAGAAAGAGGUUGGCUGGGGGUUUGGCAUGUGAUACGAUACAGUGUGUGUACGUGCGCACGAUGAGGGUUCGGAGCCAGGGGAUUACAAGACAAUGGCAAGAUAACAAUGAAGACACAAUCCCUCUCUCUCUCAUCCCGUUCAUAUCUUGUUUUGUUUGUUUACUUUUUGUUUUUUUGUUUUGAAACCGUUAAAUGGAUUAGUUCGCUGUUCGGUUAUGAAUUGUGAAAGAGAUGGUUGUCACAGAUGUCAGUCUUCUUUUAAUUUUGGCUCAUAAUGUCACUCGUGCCCUUUUGGUAUUGUCAAGCUAUACACUGUAUGUGUGUACAUGCGUGUGUGUUUGUGUGUGAGAAAGAGGAGCAAAGGAGCAAAUGUGUGUGUCUCUGAUUAGUCUGCAUGUGUCCCCAGAGCCCUUCAGCCAUGGACUUAAGAGCAGCUGUGACUGGUUUGACCCCUGACCUCUGAAUAUUUUACUCCCAGGGUACAUCCUAGGAUACUGCCUUUGCUUUUGCAGGCUGAUAUUUUGUCUUGUCUGCAUUGGGGACAAAGUGCAUCAUGUAUAUUUGCUAUUUAUAGAGGCAGCUGUGGCUCAAACGUAGAAUCAGUGAUCUCUCAAUCUGGGUACCUGUGUUCACCGGAGUGUUGUUAGGAAAGAUCCAGAUAUAAGAAGCGGAGAAAUAAUUAAUACUUAUUGAAAUUUAGCAUAAAAUCUGCUGCUGCCAGUGUGUGAAUUUGAUGUGAAUGUGGGAAUGUGGGGUGUAAAAACAUUCUGAGUGGUCAGAGAGACUAGAAAAGUGCCUUAUAAGAAUAAUCCAUUUACCAUUCUUUAUUGUCCCAUACACUAUUAUUUGUCUUGCUCCCCUGAAACACUGUGGGACUCUAGGUAUAAAACUUUGCAAUCCAUCAGCGGCUCUGGAGAAAGACUUUUAUGUGUGUUGAAUAAUGAAAACAGUUUUUGUUUUGGCACUGAAAAAUAAACUUUUACCUUCUGUGCACUUUCUUUCACACUUCAUUGUGUAGAUUCUUGGCAGUAAUGAAACAAUGCAGCAGCGGAGCAGUCCAUUUACGGUGGGGAUCGCUCCAUUUGCAAUGGCACAUUUUCAAACACUUUAACUAUUUGGCGCGGGGUCUUGCGCACCGUGCCAUAGCUCGGUCCCCAAACUGGAACUAGUUAGAAUACGAUGAUGUGUAUAAUAUGUAAACCUCCUCUCGUCCAUCUGUAGCUCCCAGCCACAAAGUUACACUGCCAUUUCACAAGCAGGCCAAUUAAAAGCCAGUGACAUUCAGGUACGGGAGACAGAGUGACAUUAAAACUAAUUCCUGCUAAAACCCAGUGACAUUACAGCAACUGUCGCCCAAGUGGAGUGCAGGCAUUCACUGACCAUUUUUAAUCUACUGCGUUCUUUAGUGAAGAAUGCAGUACUUUGUAGGGAAAUUGCCGUCGGCACUCUAUGCAGCCCUUCAAAUGUCAUUAGGCAUUUUUCUCUGAGCUUUUAGCGGUUGAGAUGAUCUACGUAUACUGUACAGUGUAGCUGCGGGGAUUGAAAGGGAGGGCCGCAGCCUCCCUCUACCCGUGAUCAGAAUCUAAAUCACCUUUAUUACUGAAGACAUUAACAUGUUGGAUGCAUUUGUGAUCCUAACACUUUCUGCAUACACAAUCUGAACCGGCACCUGGUUAUGCUACUUUUAACCUCAUUACUUACUGAUAUGCAUGCUGCGCUUGAGUUAAGGGAAUUGUUACUGUGGUGACGGGAAUACAUUAACUAUUCAGAAUAGAUCUGCUAUGAGAAAAGGGAGAAAAAGGGGAGUCCCCCCCCCCACCUAUUCUGCCGUCCUAUCCUCGCUCUCGUGCUCAUGCAGAUGUUAUUCCCACCCCUCCUCCGUUUUGCAUUAGUGUGAGAUAGGAGCAAGGCCGUACUAAAGGACAUCUCAGGGACGAAGGACAUCGGGGUUUGAAGGUCGUACCAUGGAGUCGGUAGCACAUUGCUUAGGGCAGCAUUACUCCCUCACUCAAUUGUGCAUGCAUGUGUGUGUGUGUUUAUGAAUCUGCUAGGUGUGCAUUCAGGUCGUGUGAGAGCGUGUGUAAGAUGUCUCUUUGUGUGUGUUUGCACAAAUUAAUUAGGUAUGGAUGUUGUAUUCAGUGAGUUUAUGGGAAGAGAAGAGGACAUUCUGUAUAUUCACUGGAUAUGCGCUUGCCCUCAAAGACCUCGCUCCAGGCUAAACUCCUCUGCUCAUUAAAGCAUACAGGAGAAGUCUUAUUCCCCAUCACUCCCGCACAGAGAGUCCUAAUCAGCAUACGGAGCAGCCCUGAUAGCACUGCUUACACACCAAAUGAACAUCUGCAUUUGUCCAGUCCAGCAGAUCACACUCUAGUGCGCUUAUAUCCAAGUAGGAUAUGCGGACACACCCAGUGUAAGGUGAUGAGUAUGGACAUAAGCGUGAUCUCAGGUUAAACAGAAACCCAGUUCUCCCACACUGACCUCCUCUAUCUCCUAUUAGCCGGGCUUUUCAUGCAGAGCCACAAGUGUCACAUCACAUCACUGGGAGGCAUCACUAAUAGAAAUAUUCAUAUGGAGAGGAUGAGAGAGAAAAGGCUUUUUUUUUCACUCCCUUUCUCUCAUUUUCCCCUCAGCAAACAGAUUAGUACCUAAUCCGCCCGGGAUGAGGGGAGAUAAAUUGUUCCUGAUUGGCUACAUUGGGAUAAAUAAACACAUGUCUGUUGCAAAUGGAUCCACACUGCAGCCGGCAAUUUUUAUCAAGCUAUUUUCUCUCAUGUUCAGUUAAAAAAUUGUUCUUUCUUAGAGAAAAUUGAAUUCUGCCAGUGGGAUAACACCGCUUGUUUUACAAUGCAGCUGCUUUUAGCCGAGGAAUUUCCUCUGUGCACUCUAAUACAGAGGAAAAGUAAAAGCUCCGAGCUAACAGAAAUCUUCUGGAAGGAAAUUUGCGAUGCAGGAUGCAAUUUUAGUUUCCUCAUUCUGUGCAACAUUAGAUUUCUAUUAAUCCUUAUCUUUAAAUCCUUGUUUCAGUAUCUGUUUAGGUUUUCAAGUAAGCCGUAUAGUUCAGACCGGACACCAGCAGCUUCGGUUAUCCUCUUUGAUUUUUCUCUUGAUGAUUUUCAGUGGCCUUGGAUUUAACUAGAGUGCAACGCCACUUUGAUCUAAGCUGGAAUCUUUUAACAUAAACCCAGAUACCUCUUCACUUGGAAUUAGCAGGCAGGGAUGUAGUGGGCCAGCAUGUGGCACAUAGGAGCAAGGCUGACUUGUCUGUUCAGUUUCUUCUCCUGGACUCAGGAGAGAACAUUUUCAUCGUGCUGGCAUUGGUCCAGCCAUGCAUGGCACAGACAUUACGUACUCUUGGCUGAGCAGGCGCCACGCGGGGACAGAAAGUGUGCUGUUACAGCAAUAACUCUUUGUGUGUGUGUGUGUGUGUGUAUGUGUGUGUUUCUUUAUGAGGUGUGAUGUACAGCUAGCCAGAGAGAUAAGAGAGAUGUAAGAUAGAUGACGGCGUUGUUGAUGAUAAUGAUGGUGAUGGGGCAGGGGAGCUGGUGCUUGCAGUAACCUCUCUACCUUUCAGCUCUUGAGACAGGAUGCAGAAUGUGUUUUAAAACCCAUAGACAGAGCAAUUCACCCAAGAGAUCACUUUGAGGGGAUGUUGUGUGGCAAAACGGAACAUUUCCUCUGGAGCAAGGAAUCACAUCCAGGCAGGGAAGUUGUCUUUUUUUAACACUCUCCCUCAAAGGCUCCCAGGUAAGCCAGCGGGAUUAGCACUUUUUCAUUUUAUUUAAUCAUGCGUGAAAGCUUCACCGCUAAUCUUGGAUAUUGUCAAGUAAGAUUUGAUGUCCACACCUGCUUCCUUUAGCCUUGCUGUAAGAGAGAUUUUCCCAAUUUUAGCUCAGGGAUAACUUGGCGUAACAUCCCAGCCGUUCCAUCAUAAUAAGUUCUGCUACAAUAACGCUAAAGCUUUUGAUAAAUGCAACAUCCCAGAGCCCUCUACCCCGACCAGAAGUUUACAUCUGUUGCUUUUUGUUCAUGUGAGAAAAGAGUCAGACUAUUUAUAAGUCACCUGAUGUUGGUCAAGUAGAUAACAAUAUCCAGCACUAGUAUUUCCACAGAAAGUGUUACACUGAGAAUAGGGCUGGGCAAAACGAAAUUUACGACAAAGACCAACGUCAUUGUGCCCAUAUCGGUAUAUUCAGCAUCAAAACAAUAAAUAAAUCGAAGUUGGUUUUGGAUGUGUGUAGGUAGGCUAUGGUCUCAUGUCCCUUUAAGACGCUGUCCUACGUCGGAGAUGUGACUCCACCCCAUCCAGUCCGUAACAAAGAGGGAAAGACAGGUGAGGAGAUGGAGGACGGUCCAAAAGUUGUAGCAGCUGGAGCGUUGGCUGAAGUAGACAAAGUUAAUGUAGGAGGGGGUGAGCAGCUUGUGGAGUAGUUAUCGUCCAUUUAUCAUUAUCAAGGUGAACUGCUCAAUAUAUCGUGAUAUUGAUUCGAGGCCAUAUAACCCAACCCUAACUGAGACUCUGAAAUCAACUAGCUUAGCAAUGUAUGGGCGUAUACACUUGCAAUGGUAGAUGUAAAUAUUUUAAAUCGAAUUUGCCAGCUCACGAAUUACAGAGAGAGAAGUAUCUGAAACACAGCAAAACUUUACCAUUCUAUUGAUUUUUUCUUUGUGUGGGUUAAAUGGUGGAGAAGGCGUAGGGUAAAAGAAUUGCUUCCUCCAGCGAGCAGAAGGUUCUCAGUGGCACGCCGCAUAAACCUUCCACUGGUCAGAGGCUGUUUUUAACCUCAGCGUGGGAUCCAAAAUGUCAAAAAGCUGAACGUCUUUCAUUAAUCUCACGACAAAAGCUCCUUGCAUCAGCACAACCUGCAGAGUGCCGGCAGAGUUAGAGUAAUAUCCCAAACUUUCAGAACAGGAAAGAAAAAAUAAAAAAUCGCCUGGCUGGGCUGCUCCCACCUUUCUUACAUCACACUGACUACACUGUUUUUCUCUUGCACCUUGUUCUUUUUUUAAUUAGGAGGGAAAUACUGCCCGAGGACUGAUGCAUAAGGGACAAAGCACUUAGCAUGUCUGGCCCUAACCGAGAUUCUACAUCCUGGUUCCUAAAAUAAAUCCAUUUAUUGCUCCCUCCUGGGUAUGCUUUCUCAUGCCUAAAAGGAGCACGAUGUUGAUUAUAGCUUUAGCUGCCACACUCUGUAGACUACCCAAGCUUAAGCUGUGUGGCCAAAUUUAAAUGAAAGGACUGUGGGACAUGAAUUUGCAUAAUACACACAUGGAGAAAAAAGAGGGAGCCCGAAGGUAGAGCCUGAGAUGAAAUGACUGCUCUUUCUGUGAAGCAAAAAUUAAAGUCCCUUCUCCUCUAAACAAAAAAUGAAAAAUAAAUAAUCCCCAGCCCCACAUAAAGAUGCUAUCAUCUGUUAAAUUAUUGCUUCAUCCCAAUGACAUAUCCUCAGAUACACCUCAUACACAUUCAUCCUAAUGUUUAAUUCCCUUGAAAGUUGAGCACGGGGCAUGUUUUCCUUUCUCCCCGCUUCCUUUCUCUCCAUCUCCCUGUGGCGAUGUCACAGGGGAUUAAGUCACCGAGGCCGAGGGACUUGUUUAUGAUUCAUCUGGAGGGAGGCUGCAGCCGGUAGCAGUGCCCACAGGGCAGGCGGCUAGCAGGCUUCUUCCUCCGCUUCCUCGCUCUCCUGUAUGCUAACAGGACGCCCGCUGAACACCCAAAGUGUCUAAUGGAACUCGUAGAGACAACAUGGAGGGAAAAUUCUUGUAAAGCGGGAUUACACACUUCAGGAUGACGUAGAUCCUGCACCAUGGUGUGAUAUUGAAAUUUUAUGAGGAUGCUAUUUUGGAGAGGAGAUGGAGCAUAAAUUAAUCAGUGUUGAAGUGCGAUUGUGCUUAUGGUAGACAGUAUUUAAGGUCAUAUUUUGAUUAUCAUUUCACCAUUGAAUCAUAUGGCAAUAAUGAUAAAUUCAUGUGUUUUUGAGUGUUCCUCCACAGAGCCUCCCAGACACUGAGAACUUCCCACAGCAUGUCAACCACUUUAUGAAGUAUAAAUCAGAGGGAAAAUAAUGAUGUGAAAUUGAUUUUAUAAGACAUGAUGUAAAGCAAUGACAUAUUUGUUGUACCCCUAUUUUUGAGGGGAAUAUUUUCACCUUUCAUCAUGUCAGACUAGGACACCUAUAGAGUAGCUUUGCAUGAGCUGCAGCCUUAAGUACUCCUCAUCAUCUUAUACUGAUAUCCAUAAAAACUCUCAUUUCUGCACCGUUCACCCUCUGCCCAAAAUGCUUUGUUCUGGCUGCUUCUGCAUUAAUACAGAAUUUUACACAGUGGGUGUUACUUUAUACACAGCUUUGAAACCAGGAAACUAUCACAUAAUAUGCAAGAAUAGAGGUUAUGCUUCUAUCAGGAUGUGACGCAGAACAGCUGCACCGAUGAAAGCUAUGCUUAACUACACACAUGCAGUUCGUUUACUAAACUCCUCUCACACUCAGCACCUACAGCACCUACUGAAUUGCUUGUGCACUUUGUAAAUAUUUCUCUUAUACUUCUAUACGUCUACUCUGCCCUCACUAUAUGUCGGCUCUAUGUAGCAUGACAGAUAACUAACAAUAGAUAAUAAAAAGAAAACUCAGAAGUCUUGAUUCGGAUUAUUUGUUCUUUUGUUCUUCUUUUUCCUCAGAUUUUUUUUGCCAGCUUUCUUCCGAUUAGUCUUUUUUGUAAGACUGAAAUUACAAAUAAAAAAGAAACAUUACAAAAUGUAACGUCUGCAGUCCCUUGAAAACAACAAAUAUAAAGUAAGACACUUUCAUAUAUAUAAACCAAUAGAUGUACAUGAACCUGUAUGAGGUAAAGCGCCACGCCCCUCUGCUGGGCAGAUUAAAUGCUAUGUCGGCAGAACAAAAACGCGAUGACCCCGAGUUUAACCCAUAAAAUUGAUGGUCAGAAACGUGAUAUACCGUACAACAUAAAGUAAAUGGAUACAUGGUAAAUUGACAAUAAUGCUGUAGUGUUUUAACUUGGACAGAUUUUACCUGGGGCUGUACAGAAGCAGAUGUGCAUUUUGUGAUUUUUGUGUUGAAAUGGCCAGAGUCGGUCCGUCUCUCAAAACGGUCCAACUAGGAACUUACUCAAAAACGCUCGAAGGCGGAACAACGUCCUUAAUAUUAUUUGUAUCCUUAUUUUAUUGUACUCUCAGUACUUAUUGCGUGUUUUAGCUGCACUCCUUUGAGUCGAGCGGUCCUCUCAUCCAGGGCAUUUCAUUGCACUGUUGACCUUGAUUAACACACACAUGACAAACAAAUCUUGAAAAAUCUUACAGAAAACAUCUGAAAUUAGCAGUUAGCCCCACAUGUUUGUUCCCUUUUUAGCAACAUUUGCAUACGCUAGCUAUUAUUACAUUACCUGCUGCUAUAGGUGUCAGUGCCAGUUGAGACACAAAACCAGCUUGCACGACCCUUUGUUGACAAAGGAGUUCCAAGUGAAGUGGCUGGCGGAUGCCCAAAACACUUAACAGGCAACUUUCGAAGACAAAUUGAAUCAACAAAGUAUAGAGCAGAGGAAGAAGCUGGUUAGAGAUGCAAACUUUCUGGCCAUCAUAAGGAAAGUGGGAUUUUCCUGUAGCAUUGUCUUAAUAGGAUGGUGCAACAUAGCAUCAGGUUAGGGCCAUGUCUUGAAAUGAGAAUGAAAAUAUCCACCAUUAUAACAUCACGUGCAUAUAUUAACUUUGGAUUGACAUAAUAUGUCACCUUCAAAUUUAAAAGUUUCUGUACUUUUUGAGUGAACUACCUACAUCUAAAGUUUCUUUUGCCACUUUGAUGGUAUUUGAGUCUCUUUCAACCUCGUCAGAGCUAACAGUACAUUAGGUUUUUAAUGACCUGUUGGAGUUGAUUAAGUGCAACAGUGUGCGUGUGCAUUGUGGUGAGGCAUGCUUUUAUGAAGGCGUCUCACAGUAGGUAAAACACAGAGGGUGUUAGAGGUUAGUUUGAAGCAUAUGUUCAACCACAGAACAGGCUAAUCUCAUGCCAGGUUUUUUUUUUUUGAGUCUCCCAUUAUAACCAGUCUUCUUUAGUCGUCAUAAUGGCUUGUUAUUAGUGACAAACUAGCCUUGAACAUUGUAAUUCACCAUCACAGCUCAGGUGUCAGGGGAACUAGCGGCUGAUCAGAGGGACUUACUGUCUUCUUUUAAUUGCUCUUUUAAUUAACUCCUGUCUAGCCGUGGUCUUGUCAGAGUAUGCCCGAGCAUGCCAUUUAGCAAAAGGUAAUGAGAUUAACCUCUCGUUGACCAAGCAAAUGUAGAUUAAACAUUACGGCCAAAUGAAAUAAGCUGGGUUUUGUUUACUCAUGUGUACAGGCAGGCGGCAGGCAGGCGAGCCACAACUCUCCCAGCGGUAACAUAGCUAAAAUGUCAGGGGGGGAUAGAGAAGAGAGUGUUUGGCAUUGAGUGGCGAGUGUGGCCGACCAGCUGCAUGGGGAAGGGGAAGGGAGAGCGGCUAGCACUGGAAAAAAGUACGGAAUUCUCCCACUUUGUCUCACUAUCUCAGGAGAGGUGACUGCAGACAGUCGAUGAAAAGCAGCUGCUAAUCAGUCAGUCGCACUCACACAUGUGCUAAGCGUCGCAAAAAAACACAGACACACAUACAUACAGCGCUCUAAAUCUCUCUCCUAUCCUUCUCUUUGGCUCUCUCGCUGUCACACCGAACAUAUUCACUCAGAGAGAACGCAAAUGACACCCUCUUCCUCUUUCCACACACAUGCAUACAAUGACAUGACCUCCAGCACCCUCGUUGAGUGAGCACACUAACUGAUCAAGGCAGGAGAAAACAACACGUGGCAUGUUAAGCUGAGUUUUUUUUCCCUAUCCUUUCAGUCCCAGUAAAUUCUUAUCCAAAGUUUCCUGUAUUGCUCAACACUGACUGUAAUGUCUGUGGACACUAGCAUGAGCAUUAUGCCUCAGAGAUCUUGAAAACAGAGUCAUAUCCUCUAAGUAUUAAGGAUUUAUCCCUGACAUGCAGGAUGCACCCUGAUACUACACACGACUACACACUGGACCGUUUUAAAGGCCACUUGAUGCACAAUAAGAUCCGUAAUGGUCUAAGAAAACAUGGUGCUAUCUCAGAAAAGCAUUACUUAAUAAAGUCUUAUUCUAAGAGGUUUCUUGGCAUCAAAAUAGGCCAGACAAUGUAAAUAUAAGAAAAAACUAAAGGUUAUGUAUCUAUAAUUCAAACAUGCAAUCAUUUCUUGGACCACAUAUAGAUAUUCGAGCCAGUGCUCAUACAGUAUCAGGGUUUUGUUUUUACAAUGAUCCAUAUCUCUAUCCAAGAAAUGUCUGACACUUAUCAUUUUUUGCUGCACGAUUCUUGCAGUUUGGCCUCAUUUUUUUGGCACAUCAGUUAACAGAUUCCACCCCAAUGGCCUACUUUUUUUACCUCCUCAGCUUCUGUACCCCCCACAAAACAGCACAAUGCAAAGUGACAGAUUCCUCCUUGUGCUGAGGCAGAAUCAUAUUUUAUUAAACUCAUCUUCAAAUAAGAGGAUUUCAUCUCCCGGAAUUAAGUCACCGACUGCUUUGUAUUGGAAGCUUCUAUUAGGGCGGUGUGUGCAAAUUGCGAAAGCUUUAGUUUCGACCUCCGCCCUGUUUCCUCCUCGUCCAAAGUGUCACUGGGAGCGAGUGUCCUUCUCCGAGCUGGAAUAAGCUGCCUGGGCCCAGUCUGUGCUGCACCUUGUUUUAAUCAGGCUUUGGGGAGUGAAAUAUGGGCCUGUGGAGCAGGCUGUACCCGAGCUCCAUUCAUCUGGUUUCAAUCUUCUCUUCGCCCCCGGAUGUGGCCGCGUGGGCAUUCCUUUUCUAGACAUUUGGGGGAGGGUGAGAAGAAGUGGUGCUGAGCAGCUCAAAGGGCAGGCAUAUUAGUUUGGAGGAGUUUGCAUUCAUGUGUGUUUUUUAUAUCACUUUUACAAGCCUGCAGUGGUUAGACAAGUUCUUACUGAGUUUUCUAGACACUAAGGCUUAUGUAGUAUGCUUGUCUCAUGGAAAAAGACCAUCAGUAUAACAUACAAUUUAUUAUUUACUCUGUUUUGGCAAAUCAUUGAAGUGGUUUUUGCUUUAUUUUUUUAGAUCAAUAUCACUGCAUUUCAGGCUUGUGCUGUAUGGAAUAUAUAAGCGUAAUUUAAUGCAGCCCAAUAGUAGUGUUGGACGGUAUGACGUAUAUACCGUGUGAUGGUAUGAAAGUGUCUACCGGUAGAAAUGUUGGUAUACCGUUUAUACUGGAGAGAGAGAGCAGAUGUCUGCAGCAUCUCUCUGAUUCAGUGAGUAGUUGUCUGCACUUGCUAACAGGAAACCCAGAGCUCAUCUGUUUGGAUGCAUUUCCUUAUGUUCACCAGCAUGUUGUGCGGAGUUUGUUCGCUCCGUUUGAUUGGUCAGGUUUGGGUGUGCUCCCUAUAAUCACCAGCAUGUCCAGCAGACUGCUUGGCAUAGUUUCGACGAAGAAGAAACAGCUUUACUGGUAAUGGUCAUGGCGGACACAGAGAUUAGUGGCAGUACCGAGCAAACCAAGGCAGCCCAAUCCACCCCACACGAGGAGGAGGAACUUGUUCCGGAAAAGGGUGCGAGUCACGACAUCAGUUGUCUGUAGAUUCUUUGGAUUUAGAAAAUUUGACAAUGAUCAAAAAACAAUACUAUGCAAAGAGUGUUGCAUGGCUGUCGUUGCUGGAGGUGGAAACACCAGCAACCUCUUUCACCACCUAAAGAUGAAACACGCCAAGCUCUAUUAUGAGAGCCAACAGGUGCGUGGCGCACCCAGUGUAUCAAAAACUAAAGUUGUAGCAGCUCCUCUCAUACAAAAGAGCUUGGCAGAGUCUUUCACCAAGGGUAUGCUAUAUGAUGAAAAAAUGGCCAGACUGGUCUGUCAUUUUGUUUGCAUUUGUAUAAAAAUCUGAGUUUAUAAAUAAAAGGAAAAUGAACAAAUGUGACAGGACGGUUAUUAUUAAGCCAUUAACUGAAUUUACAGGGGGGAAAAACAUACCGUGAUAUAUACCAUUACUGUGUUGUGAAAUUACUCAUACCGUGAUGUAAGAUUUUACUCAUAAUGCCCAACACUACCCUAUAGCAAACAGCAACCUCUGCACUGUUGUUGUGUUGCAUUUAUGUGUGUGGCUGCAGCAGGUGAUUAAGGUUAGUGUUCUGCAUUAAUUGGCUUAGCUAAUCAAAAGGACAGAUGGUAGGUUAGUCCAUUAGCUCGCCUAAAUGAGCCUAAGUGAGGCCUUUUCCUGGACGCCUUGCAGCCCCUGUUGACCUCCCUGGCCAUUGUGCAGCCACCACUCUGCCUCUGUCAGCUGCCUCAGCAGUCAACACCUUUCAUGCUGCUGCCAAAACAGACGUGGCAUCUGCUCACCUCUGGGGAAAAGGCAGCCAUCGCCAUGUCCUUCCUAGUCACGGGCCCGUACAGAUAGGUUACCUCUUUGUCCUUUGCAGCUGCAGCUACUUGAGCAGCGGUAACAAUAUCAUCCCCUCAUUUGUGUGCGAGGCGAUCCCGGCUUUGUUAUUUUCCGCCUUACUGAUCAGGUAAAAUUAUAUGUCAGAUGCAUACCAUAAGACUGGCGACAGCUCUAAUAUGUCAUUGACACGGUGUACUAGUGCUGGGCGGAUGGAGAAGGGGAGUUAGCCUCCCGUCUGUUUUCAAUUAGCUCAUGAAAUGUACAACAUGGGAACUGCUCUGUUGCAUUCAGUUCCUAUUCGCAUGUGGAUCCAGCAAAGUAAAUAAGUAGAGAGAGUGUGGCUGUGUCUAACCCCAUGUGAACCUUGUCAAAUACUUGCAGUGACCUAAAUAAUGGAAUUAGAUUUAUGUGUGCAAAAAGGCAAGGGGGAAGAAAGAGAGGGAUGUGAGGAGUGUCCAGACUCCAAACAGUCUCUUGACUAUGAGCUCCAAAAUGUACUGCUUACAUAGCCAGAUUUGGGUUAUCUUACAGUGCCUCUAAAGCUGGGCUUUAGUGCUGCUCCAAAUAUAGCACCAGCUCUAGGCUUGUUUCCCUCACAUUUCUCUUGUUUGCCACGUGCAGCCCAACUUAACCAUAUAGCCCACUGUGGCUUUUAUUGUUUCCCACUACUUAUUAACUGCUUCUUUGAAACACCAUUGGAGUAUUGAAUUGCAUUUAAUAAAAGUCAAGAGUCCAGUACUUUAUAGUGCAUGAGGCAGAUAGUAUUUGAAGUUUUCAUCGGUCUCACACUAUUGUGUAGCAUCCAUCAUCAGGAAGAGCCGAGGCAGCGAUACAUUCCACUUCCUGUGGUCAUACACCUAGUCAGCUCUAUUUUCAACCUAAUGGACAUAAAAAAUUGCAGAUUGCAGCAAAAUGGACUUGGCAGCACAAAAGCUUAUUAAGUAUUGAUCCGCUGAGGUCAGUGCCCAUGUCCAGCCACUCCAACAAUGUGAGAGGAGUUCGUUCGUAUGCUUGCCAGCCACAAAUUGAGAUUAGACCACAUAAAUAACAGGGGGAAAUCGAGGAGCAGUUUGUAUCCUGGAGAGACGGAGAACAGUGCUCAUGUUUGCAUGAUGGGCUGAAAAAAGCAGCAGGUGAAAAAAAGCUGUUUAUAUGUGCACUGUGGGCAUUGUGGCUGUUAGUAUCAUGGCUAGCCCAUCUGUGCAAAAUCUAGCAGUGCUUACUGUAGCUGAUAUGAUAUCAUCCCAUACCAAUGCCCAACAGCAAAGCCGUAAGAUAAUCAGCAGCAGGUGAACCUGUCUCCUGUGCUGUUUUAAUGAAAACAGACCAUUGUGUCUCUCCGCUGCACCAUCUGUCAGGCAUGCAGGGUAAAAUGAGGCUUAAACGAAGCAAAGUUCAGCCUUUGACUGAAGAGUCUCAACUAUGGUGUGUGCGUGUGUGUGUGUGUACCUUACCUGGAAAUCUCAGUUUUGGAUUUUUCCCUCUCUUUUAUGCAAAUCCUUGCCAAUGAAAAUAUCGUAAUGCCAAACAGACCAAGAAAUAAGCUCAGCCGUAGGAAAGAAGUUUGUUGAAAAAGGGAGAAAUCUGUAAAGUGUUUUCAAGAGGAAGGAAGGGAGGGACAGUUCAGUGUGAAGGAAACUAAAUUUAAUUCCUCUCAAAGCAAAUAUAAUUUCUCCAGAUGGAUUCAGAUUUGUUUUCUUUGCUCUGCCCAAAUUGCUAACUUAUACCACUGUAAAACCAGGCGAUCACUUUCUCUUCUUUCUUAGUAAAACUCGGUUUUGCAAAAUCAGAAGUGCUUCAACUUGGACUGAAACACUCCUUGUGUAUGUAUCAAUAGAUCAGAUGGUUCAGGGUGUCCUCUAUUAAAAAUGUAAGACCACUCUUAUAUAGUUUAGUCCUUGAGCAAGUGCUGCAAUGUGCCCUUGCAAAAACAUACAUAAACACAGAGAUUUAUCGAGUCUAUAAGAUGUUGAUUCUCUCUUAUUUCUACUGCGAGCAUCUCUGUAGUCCAAGGUUUGGAGACGGUCAUGCAGAACAAAGUGAGUGUGCGCACAUGCUGGUCUGUUUAGACUUUGCCAGAUGUUGGGAGGAUCUGUUGCUGCAGCAAAAUAGAGAGGUCAGUGUCCAAGCCCUACUUAACUGAAGCGUGUUAUCUGGUGCAAAACAGACCAUUUGACAUUUGAACCCUGUUCAGUCAGAAGACAUUAAGGAGAGGAAAAAAAACGUCUCAAAUGUUUUAUUUUUUAAGCUGAAUUUAACCCUGUAAUAUUUCAAGCUUCUAGAGAUUUUUCUUUAAGUCAAGCUGAAGUCAGCAAGACGCAUUACUGUAAUUAACAUUUGCAAAAAGGUCCAUCCAUUUUUGACAUGAUGAAUUGGUUUUUAAUUUAAAGAAAAAAAUACUUCCAGCCAAUGAUAGUCUCCUUUUCUGAACUUUAGACAAGUUUUCUGCUUGUCACUGUUUCCACUUGGUUACGUGUCAAGCUGUAGUUAGAAAAUCCUUGCAGGAUGGAAAGUAUUACAAGUCAAACUGUCUAAUUAUGUUCAUCAUCCCAGUGUUUUCUGUCACCCUGUAUAUAUUUUACAUUUUGGAGUAUAAGUAUAAAUAAGCCAUCACAAAUCCAACAGGAUGAACUUCUGCAAAGAUUAUACACUUUAACCUCCUCUGCACAACUUAAAGUGUGCAAGUUCGUGAAUAACUUAUAGCCAAAUUGUUGCUGUUUUUGAGAAAACCAAUGUUCCCUGGAUCAUUUCAGGCAUAAAUCAGAAGAUUUAUGGGGUAGCCAACCCUUCUUGAACAGCUACACCCAUGAGUAUGGGUGAUGCCACCAGAUGCAGCCUGAUACGAUGUGUAUAGCAUUGUAAGCAGGUUUUACUGACUUUCCUUCCCUUGGGGAUUGGUGUAAUUAGCUUUUCUCCAUCUCCUCCCUUCUUCCUUAUUUUGCGAAGGGAAAAUGCUUAAUACUUUGGGGGAAUUAAAAGUGCUUGUCGUGAAACUAAUUUUGGAUCUAUUUUGGGGAUCUGUCAGCGGGAUGGCAUCCUUAUUGCUCGACUUGACAGCAUUGACGAGGCCAUGAAAGGGAUGCUAAUGAUUGCAAUAGGCGAUGCACGAGGUGAGCGGUUACCACAGGGCCUUACAUUAUUCAGACCUUAGUGGUAUUUCAUCUUCCUCCUCCCAUUCCCACCGGUCCUUCCCCUUCUCCCACUUCUGCCUCGGUUCAAGGGAGUAAGGUGGAAACGAUUCCAUCCCUCUUUUCCUUCUGAAACCCACCCAUUAAAGCUGCAGCCAGACUUCUUAGAAACCUCUCAUCAAAGAUGAACAAGCUCAGGGUGCCCCUCACUUUUAGAUGUUUCCAUCACAGGCUGCAGAUGACUUAGUCAUGUCGAAGUCCUCAUGAUGCGCCAAAUACUGAAGACAGGGUGAAACUAAAUGGCAUCACACCGGUAUGUGAUGAUCGCCUUCAAAAGUCAGUGCAGUUUUUCAGCAGAUCUAUAGGUAAGAUGAAAGUCAUUGUUUAUUUUCUUCACCAGUAAUCAAAAAGCUGCAAAUCCUUGAGAGGAUCUUAUUAGAGCAGCCUGCGAAUAAGAAAUAAGGAUACCUGUAUUAGAAGUGCCAAAUGCCUGUUUUCUGAUCUUUUUUUAGACAUUCCUGAAUGUACACAUUUAUUAUGGCUAAAAAAACGCUGUCAUUGAAAUUGUUUUAUUUUAACACUCUGAGAGACUGUUGGUUAAGAAGUCCACACUUGUCUCCUAGACAUAAACAAGCACUAAGUCAAGCAGAACAAAACUGUUUGCUCAAUUGAGUGUUUGUCAGGUAGCUGUGGCGUUAGCAGUGGUGCAACUUGUGUGCAUGUUUACAUUCUACAGUCAUUUGACACAGAUACAGACACUACAUGUCCAGCAGUCAGUUCUCUAAGAGUUUAAAGUAACAUAAUGAAUGUUUAUCAUAUAUAAUCUUGGAUAUUGAGGAAAGGCUGACAGCAUGACAUCUUUUAGGUUAUAUGAUUGGCAUUCCACACCUUACUAUUUGCGCAUUUGCGCAUUGCAAGUCUAGGUAUUGAACCUUCUAUAACUAUAUGAAAACAACUGGUUUGUAAUGCCUGUUAAGUGGUCUAAUCCCAAAAACUUAUCCUAAAUGGUUAUUGGUAGAAACUUGCAGACCAACAUCAGAAUCAACAAAAGUACCGAGUUGGUGCUGCUUCAGCACUAUAACGGAUUCUAAAUAUGUUAUAUAAUGAAGACAAUUUCAACUAAUAUCUCAAAGUGCUCCCUAAAUAAAUUUCACACACUGCUUUUAAGAGUUGUAACAAUUGCAAGUUGAGUUAAGACACGGUUAUCGUAUUUUUCAACGGAAAAAAGACGUACAUUCAGACACCAAGCAAGCGCUUAUUAGCAUCUAGCUCGUAUUUGUUCCUUACUCAUUUUACUUCUACUAUGCACCUUGUUUAAAAUGCCAACAAAACCUGUGUGUCAGCAGAAGGGAGCGCUGGUCGCUGGGUGUGAGGCAAGGGGGAUUAUGGGAUUUUAUCCCUUCAAAGAGUCAGCCUCCAGUAAAGGGGGAAAAUACAGCCCCCUUUGAUUUUCACAGAAGCAAUAUAUUCAUGAGUUGGACCUUGAAACUACAAGGAGACUAGUGUAGUGUUCCAUAUGCAAAACAUGUGUUUUGAUAGUGCUUGAUAACUUGGUACAUUUGAAGAGACUUACCCCCUAGAAGCUGUAAUUAAAAAGGGGAGCUAUGGCUGUGUGAAUAAAGAACUCUCUCGCUGAGUGUGCAUGGAAGUUGUUUCUGUGGGAACUUGAUUUGAGCAACUAGAGACUACUGAAACUUCAGAAGGAGGACUUUUAAAGCACAUCUGUAUGAAAAAGAUAACAGGAAAAGGCAAGGUGUAACUUCCUAUCUGUGUAUCUCUGAGCCACCCUGGUGGUAUUUCGAGUAUACACGAUGUUUGGCCUUUGAAUCGCCCAUUUUUAUUGACUGGGCAGACAUAACCAUUUCAACAGCAUGCUGAGCUAUGAGUAUUUCACUGUUGUCUCAUUAGGUCUGUGCUUUCCCUGCAGUUUAGCUAAAAACAAGCUUUGUGUCAGCAAUAAUAAUCGAAGAAUUGUGUUUUUACUUGCACUGUCAGAAGUUGUUCUUUACAUACAUAAGUCCUAUAAUUAGCAGAUUUCUAAUUAUAACAAAAGAAAGCAUGUGAUACAUGAUAAGCCUGUAGAAAAACUAAUCUAAGAAGAUGAUUGUAAUUUUGUCUGCUAGAUGAGGCAGUAACUGCUGCUUAAAUGUGAAAAGAGACUGUAUGUCUGAUGCAACCAUUAUUCCAAAGCUGAGGUUUGUGUGCUGAGGCAUUUUUUCCUGUCCACAAAACACAGUUCCUCAUAACUCUGUAAUGCAGAAUGGCAGUGUGCAAGUGCCUUUGUGAUAGAAAAUGUGCUCACUAAAGAGUAUGUCAUGCACACCAGCAGUCAUGCGUGCACAUCAAGAAGUAAGGAUGAACAUGUAUUCUACACACAGAAUGUAGCAUGAACGCACACUAAAGGAAAUUGUCAGUAGUAAUGAAACAGUGAAACCUCCAAUCUUCCUCUCCUUUUGUGCAUCAGCUAACCUGUGUCUAAAACCACCUUUAUGGUGGAUUAAUCCAUCCUCCACACCAGUGAUUUACAGUGGGUGUUCAAAAUAAGGCAUUGCACAUCCCAACACCCCUCCCUCAACCCAUUUUUUCCUGUCCUUUCAUUCCUCUCACCCUCUCGAUCUCCCUCUGUCCCUUUCCUUUCUUUGAUCUGCUGUGUGUUGAGAACCAGAGGUUAUAAGCUUUGGACAUCGCAAAGGCUCCAGCCAGGCCAAUGUGCUGACUGAGGGGAUACGGAGCUUGACUUUGGGCAGUGUGAAAGAUCCGGGCCUGUCUUGUUUGUCUGUCUGUCCGUCUCACUGGCCACACUAUAAUAAGAUUGUAGGGCUCUGUAAGGCGGAUUUACUGGAGCACAACUCCCCCUAGGGCCUUGUCAUAGAAAUGGGUUCCUCCAUAUUUCACCCUAGUCUUCUCACUGGAUUCCAUUGUCAAAAGUGUCUUUCUUUCUUUCUGUCUCUCUCCAACUCAUCCACUCUUAGAAAACCCCUGGUGUUAGCCCCCACUUGCUUUUGUGAAAGAAGUGGGAGCUUUAAUAGGCUUUGUCCUGUGAGUUAAGAUUGAACCUAGCAAUAAAUAGGAGCAUAUGCUGAGCCAAACUGAGCUGAGACAGAAUACACAAUAUACAAGAAAGAGAGGGGGGUCAAGAGAUGGAGGAUUUGGUCUAGGACAUGGUUUCACAAGUCCUCUCCACAUUUUAUUUCCCACUCAGCAUGGCCAUGUUUGUUUAGUUGGACUUUCCCAUCUUCUUGUGGAAUCUCUUAAAGACGUGCAUAACCUGCCCAGCUCUGUUGCAAAAAAUUGACCAAGGUGAAGCUAUUACAGCUCCCUGUUAUUGCUUUUACUGGCUUACCCUUACACAUAUUAAUCCAAGGUCAAAAUCCAAUCCGUCUGACCUGGCAGAUUUUCAUACCAAAUAACAGGAUAGGUGUAAUACUGCAGUUGCAGAUGUUACACUUUGCUUCCCACAUUCUUAUCAGGAAGAAUCGAGUAACACAAUUUAGGCUUCUCUUAGAGUGGUUAAGUGUCUUUACCUUUCUGUUGGCAAGAUUGCACUUGUGUGUCUGCCUUAUUGACUGUACAUAGUCUGCUGAAUCAUUACAGUUGCUUCUGCCCUGCUUUAAGUCUGUAAUUGCUUAUGUCUCACAACCCAAUGACUCUUGCUUCCUUACUGUCUGAGUUUCCGGUGAGGAAAUCCGAUUUUCAAGCCUAGUCAGUAUUUAAAACAUGGUUGGUUUGAUAAUUUAUUUCGUAAAUCUACUUUGAAUACUUAAGUAAUGGUUGAGCUCCUUUUUCAAGACUUGGACCUACCAAUGUUCUAGCAUUUUCUUUGGUUUUAUUGUCUCAAAAACUCUGAGAGACUACAGAACCUAUUCUGUAGAAGUCUGACCAAAUAGAAGGGUUGUAUAGAGUGAGUCUGUUCAAUCUGUUUGAUUUCACCCAGGGAAUAGGACUGAACGUAUCAUCUGAAAAGGCAAAUUAAAGGCCUCUUUUUUUCUAUUUGAGCUUUUUUCUCAGUAAAAUAAUGGGGGGGAAAGUUUCUAAAUUUCUUAACUCUUCCAGAGAAGUGUCAUUUUCUUUCCAAGCUUGGCCCAAUUCUUUCACAAUAGUUCAGAGCAGAGGCCUAAAUGUUGCAUAGUGAAACAGAAUUUGCUCGUCCCAAUGGCAUGUUGGGAGUGUCUUUGAUUGUUGCAAUACUGUUUGUUAUUGUAACAGAAACAUGGUCUGAUGUUGUUGUCCAUGUGGAGGUCCACUUUGCUGGAUUUUUGUAUUUUCAGAGUACAUUACUAAUAACCAACUAUCACAAAAACAGUGUCUAAAAUGUGAUGUAAUGAACUGGAAUUGUCAUCAUCGACUGUCUGUAUACUUGUUGGACUAGCAGGAUACUUCAGAGGUUGUGAGACUUAAACUUAAUGAAGUUUGUACCACAUGCAGAACCACAUUCUCGGUUACAUUUUGGAGCGACUCCAGCCCUAUAUUAUCAUUUUGUAUUCAUAUUCUAUUUCAUACUGUGUACAUUGCUACCGGAGGGUUGGAUUUGGCUCUUACUGUGUGCAUUGCUGCUGCAGAGAUGAAUUUGGUUGUGUAUCAUCGCUGAUGUUGACACAAAUGAUGGGCUCCAAAAGUCCCAGCUGUGCACACUGUGCGGUGAAUGAGGCCAAUCCAAAUGCAAGCACAAACUCAUAUCAAGGGGAGCUAAUUUUGGGAGCACUGUGUCAUCCAUUCCACAGAAACAAAAGCCCUUCUGCAAGACCAUAAAUAACUUGGGAAGUAUAGAGCAGGGGUUGUAUACCAGUCAAUUUCCAUUAUGAGUGGUCUGCUCACUCAUUCUAGCAAACAAGAAAGACAAAUGUCUUUCCGUCAUAGAUGCCACAUAUCAGCUGUGUAUUUUUUUCUUCAUGUGGAACACAGUUUACAACAUUCAGAUCCCCACUGUUAGAACACGAGGCACAUUUCCCAGCAGUACCAUCGUUGGUGAUGUUAUCAUCACUGUUGGUUUAAUUCAAAGUCAUGAAGUAGAAAGUCUAGUUCUUUGUGUGGCAAAAACCUUUUUUUAAGCAGUCACCCUGUCUCUGUCUGUCUUUCAUGUGCGCCCUUCAACUCAUCAAGCCUAAAGUUGAAGUGGUGAGCAGUUACGUUAGAAACACGAGGAGGCAGGGAGCUCUUAUCAAGGCUGCUACAAGAGUGCUGGGUUGAGUCCUGGGUUGAUUGUGGGGGCACUGAUUACGACCCUGGAGUGCUGAGAGACACUGGGUGCUGGUCUCCCAGCAGAUUUCUAUACCACCAUCAGAAACUACAUCUAUACUUUACAUCCUACAACCAACUUUACACAUACACAUAGUCUAUCCAGUCUACCUCUUGGAUAUUCUUUACAUUGCAAAGCCAGUCCAUCCAAGCUGGUAUCAGUGGGAAGUCCAAAAGAUGAAUGAGCCUACAAAUGCUGCAUUAAAAAGUCAUAAACAUGGAUACCUACUGGGUCGCGGAGCUCCUCUGUAAAGAGAGGUGGCCCUUAUUUUUCUGCUGACUAAUGAUUUGAACAGAGUAGGUGGUCAAACAGAGCAGAAGGACUUCAGCAAUUUACCAGUCAGUCAGGCUGCCAAAGUGAACACUCUGCCAAGCUCAAAAAGCAUUCUCCGGCCAAUGGCAAAUGCAAUCCAUGAAACUUUAACUUGAUUGACGGCAAGUGGGGUUUAUAGGGGAAGACUCAUUAAAUAGAGACAAAGCUUAAACCAAAUUGCUGAAAUCCAGCAGAUGAUGUCAUCAUAACGGGUGAAGAGCCUUUGCAGGAAGUAGUUUGUGUGAGGCCUCUCUUUGCCCCUGUGUACUGCAUCAGCACUGACUCAUUGGUUUCACAGCACAGAGCUGACAUUUUGAUUGGCUCAAAGAUCACUUACGGGACAGGGUGUUGGCCCCUGUGAGGGCAGACGGGUGAACAAGUGGACAGGCGCCCAGUAAAUGCUGAUGCACUCAUAGGCCACAUUUGGCCUCUUGUGGAACAUUUGACAGCACGCGCUGGUGUUUGGUGAGCACAAAAGCAUUCUUUCACUGAGUAGUUUUGGCUUGAAUCACACUCGAUUACACAUAACACCUGUAAGUCAACAUAACUUUUGUGAAGAUGCAUGCGCAACAUAAUACCUUGUUUACUCAAACUGAAGCAAUAUUGAUUUUCUACUCUAUCAUUGCAGUAUGAUAAUGAAAAGAAGUAACAAUAUUUAGACAACCUCUUCAUCUUCUGCAAGAUCCCAAGCGGCCAUAUGCUGGCUCAAUAACUUUAUUUUAAGCCCUCAGAUCCCUCAGAGCGAUCAGCUCAUUCGGCAAUUAAAUUAAAGGCAGGUAGUUAAGUUAAAUGUUGUAGAGCCAAAAAUAUCUGUCACAUUCAAGCGUGCAGGCUUAGUGGAGCUUUGCAGUAUUGUACAGUCUUUCCACCAGGUGGAAGGAGUUGAAUAUCUCAGCAGAUCACCGCCCCCUCCAGACACACACAUACAUAGGCACACACACACUAACACCAUCCAUAGCUGCUGCUUCCAGCAAACCCCCCUGACGCCUCUGGCUAAUUCCACUCAAGCCCGCCGGGCUGUCCAGCAUCCUCCAAUAAAUUAGCCUUGCUGCUCCCCCGCUGAGACACAGGCCCUGACAGUCUGGCCAGAACCCAAAGUCACUGGCUUGAGCACACACUCAUAAUUAUUGCUACUUUUUACUGCAAUCCAAAGUCGACGUUAAGUGGACUGUCGAAUUUGUUAGCAAAAGUUGUUAGUAGUGUAAAACCCCAGAUUGGUUUUGUCUACUUUGUCACACAUGACUGUAGAGAAGAGUGCCUUGGUAAUAGUACUGAAUAUGGAUUUCUUCAUCUGUUAUUGUCAGUGUGGCCUGAAGUCUGCAUUGCUUCUUGGUUGUCCUUACCCACCCCUCUCUUUUUAUAUCUUUUUGUAUAACGGCCUAUACGGCUACAGCUUGUAGUUGUUCAAUAAGAAAUCUGGUUUUUUUCCAAGGGAUCUGCCUAUUAAAGGGAAUCUUUUACUUGUAACCUUCUUCCAAAUGUUUCCAAGAGUUUGCUGAAGGUGGAUUCAUGUUGUGUCUCUCUGAAUAACCUAGCCAAGUGUCAAGAAAUGUCUAUUUAGGCUAAGCUGCCCUUCGAAGACAGUAUCAGUGUGCCUUCCCCCACCUGACCACAGCUCCCCACAGCUGUUGCUAUCACCAAGCAUGCCUUCUUUGACUGCCCUUGUCAAAACUAGAGGAUUAAUCAGAAUACUUUUCUCUCGCUUCACAUGCCGAAAUCUAUUUCCUGCAAAAUGAAUACCAAUCUGUCUCUCUUUGGUGUCAGGGUGUGAUGUAUCUGAGCAUUUGUCAACUUGUGAUGGAAUUCUAGGUCAUAUCUCUCGCUGUGUAUUCUGUCUCAAUUUCCUCUACCGGCAUGCUUUUGCUUCCUAUCCGAAGCAUCUGCCUCUUGUCUCAAGUUUGGAUCGAGCCAGUGUCCUCAUCUGACAUCUCUCUACCUCUCUCCUCUUCCUCUCUUUCCCUCUCUCUCAGUUCUAUUCAGCCUGCUGUCAGUGGGUGCCCAGACGGAGAUGAAGAAGGUUGUUGGGGACAAUGCCACCUUACCGUGCCACCACCAGUUUCCUUCCUCCAGCUCUCUUGACAUCGAGUGGCUACUGCAGAAACCAAACUCCAAACAGAAAGUGGUGAGAUAACAAUCAUUUCUCCUCCGUUUCUUCUCCACAUUUGGUUUAUCAAUACAUUUGUCCUGAGUUUUUGUCGAUUCCAGAUUGUUGGCCUUGAAGGAAAAGGAAAACAAUUACAAAACAUUACUGGGAUUACAAGUGUGUGACCUUUCUGUGGGACCCUCAAAAUGACAAAGAGAGCAUUUAAGCACAAGCACAGACCUUACAAACUUCAUUUUCAUUGAACUCAAACAGAUCUCUCAUCACCUCCCUCCGUCUUCCUCUUUUAUCUUUCUUCUGUCUUCCCCAUACUAAGCCACGCUGAUUGAUUUCCGACAGGAGCCAUAAUAGUUGCACAUUAGCUCAAUUCCCAAAGUUACAGUGGCACUUCAGGCUUUAGUGCCUCUCACAGAGGAGCAAUCGUGCUGAAUGUGCAACAGCUCAUUUUGCUGUAACCUUGCACUUUUCUAAAGAGAGCACGCCGUUUAUAAACAUAAGAACAUCUUAAAUAUGGAUGUUUUUGGAUUCGGAUACAUCUAAUGGUGAGAUUUGUAACAUCUUUUACAUGAAAUCAGUAUUAAAUGUGUGUUUUUAGUGCAGCUCAGAAGAAUAUUCAACUUUAAACAACCAAUAGAACUCAAAGGUUUCAAGCUAGCAAGAAUAUGCUAACUCAAGCUAACGUUAGCUCACAGACAGAGGAGUUAUUUUGCUCUUUUUCCAUAAAAAACACUUCAGCAGAGACUACACAGUUUUCUCUUGAGACUCGACUGUAAACUGCUCCACCAACAGUCAACUGAUGUUAGACAACACUCACACAAAAGAAAAAAACACUGUUUCUAAAAUGUUUGCUCAUGGGAUGAAGACGGUGAACGCUGCAUAUCUGUCACUCCAAAGUGCUUCUGCUGUCUUUGCAAGUUGUUUUGUUGUUUAUUCAGUGUUGAAGCUGCAGAUCACAAAUUUAUCUAAGCGUAUUGUGGUUUUCUUUCUUUUGAUUCAAUGACAAAUACAUAUUGACAAGUACAGUACAAUAAGUAAAAAGCAAACCAGCACGAACAGGAAGUCAAAGUCAAGAUUUACAUUAGUGCAUGUUACAAGUUUUGCUUGGAGGGAAAGUUAUCUUCUUAAAAAUAAUCAUAAAAAUAAAUGAAUUAGAGUAAUAGCAAUCGGGCUGUUGUUACACAUUACAUAACGUAGGGGAGACAGAGGUUGGUUGUCACAUUGCGUAUUACAGCUAAACACCAUGGUGGUGUGUCAUCAUGUUAAUGACAAUCAUUUGGUUUGAUGUGAUUACUUUUAUGUGGCAUUUUUUAAAUUAGACACAAAACACUGAAGUGUGUUGAAUCCGUUAUCAAUCAAACAUUUAUCAAAAAGUGGAAUUUUAUAAGUUUAGUUCCAGCUAGUAGGCUAAAGCUAGUAGCUGGUAAAAAGUACAAAGUGGUCAAGAGGGGAUGGUUGUCAUAUACUUACGCAAGUUAGGCCAUGUGUAAAAAAAAAAGUUGUCAGCUCUCUGUAGAUUUUUUAAAAAUUGUUUUACUACCCAACCAGUCAGGAUGACGGAGUAUUGGGGCCACACUGAGAAAAUGAAAGAAUAUAAAAAAUCACUUUUUAAAGACUAAUUUAUGAUUUUAUUCUUGUAAACUUAUGACUUAAAUCUCUAAGUAUUUAAAAAAAAUUCUCAAUAUGGCUGUAAUACUCCUCGUAGAAAUUUCUAUCCCUCUCAUAAACACUCCAUAAAAAUAAAUUUUAUGUAAAAUUGAUGUGAAUUACUUAUUUUACAACCUUUACUUUUUGCUACACAAUGAUUAAAAUGACUGAUAUAAAGGGUGGUAAAGGGUGGUAUCUGGUUUUAAAAAAUUAUUAACUAACUCGUAAAAUAACUUUCAAGAAUUGAAGAGAUAACCUCUUCAACACAAGAAUGCUAGCUUCGGUUCAAUAUAAGAAGGACAACUGUAAGAUGUAUUGAUUAUGUGUAAUUCACACAAGAGUAAAAAGUGUAACAUCCAAACCCCUGUCUCCUCUACUCCAGUCUUAAAUAGAACCAUAUUGUGUCUGUGUUAAGUCAAGCAGUAACUAACUCACUAGCUCAAGUCUUACGAAACCCCUCCUUUUUUUUUUUCCUUCCCGACCUCUGAAGAUGUUUAGUGUCGUUUCACUGGUUUUAAUUCAUUGCUUUUUUCACCAAAAUUGAACAUAGCAUCUGAUAGCAGACAGAGCAUUAAAUCUCACCAGCUUUCUGUCGGAAGAAAGAGAUUUCCUUUCUCUUUGGGAGUCAUUUGUUCAUUCACUGAUGUGCUGGUUAGCAAAGUGAAACCUUACACUCUGAGAAAGACAAGGAAAGAAGUGUGUGAAGGGGAAACAGAGGGGCCAGGAGUGAAAGAGAAGGGGAAAACGAGUGUCUCACGCUUUGAUGAACCAGAGGGUUGCUGCCACAUUGAGAUGAAUAUUUAACAGGAAGAUAACAUUGAAGGCGCCAUUAAUUAAAAUCAAACGUCUGAAAAUUUGAUUAGGAAAGAGACUGUGCCUGUAGCUGUAUGAAUAAAUCAUUCUUCUGUUCUGCUGGAAGGCUGUGUUGAGAGAGAAAGAGCAUCUUGUCAACAUUUAGCCUCUGUUAGCAAAUGUGCAUGCUACAUGUGUCAAGGAUACAGGGGGUGAGAGGCAGGGCAAGACAAGAGCACUAUGUGUAUCUUCACAAAAGUCAUCUAUUUUCCUCAAAUUGAAUAACAUUUCAGGCCCACAACUAGAAACACUGUGUAUUCAAAGUACUUUGUAUUGAGCACGCUUAGGUACAGCUGCUGCACAGACAGGGAGGGAUGUCAUUUUUCUAAAUAAUGUAAACAAUGACAAUAAGCUGCUUAAAGCUGAAAGUCUUCCCACAAAUUAUCAUCCUUUCUUGGAAAUUACACUUGCAGAGGUGUAAUGCUGAAGAGGGUUUACUGUGUGCUGCAGAUAACUACAACAAAGCGCUAAAUUGCUGCCCUUCAAGCUCACAUUAUAUGGUGUGUUGGUGUGUGUUAGAAUGAUAAUCAUGGCCCACAGAGCUGCACCCUUCUCCAAAGCGCUUUUUUUCUAGAUACCUUUUUGUGUUUUCUAUCAAUUAGAUGAUUAUGAUCACAACACAAUAAAAGCAACUAAAAGUCUUAUGAACCAUACUAUUAAAGACCCCAAGUGUUUUUAAUGUUGACAAUAUUUUGUGUUAAAUAAAUUGUAUUUGAAUUUUAGGGAAUCCAUUCAUGAACAUCAUAAGGUUCAGGUUCUGUUACAUGUAAUUAAAAGUGUUUAUAAUUCUUGAAAAAUUAUUUGCAAGUUCAUGAAAACUUUAAAUAGAGCUCUUGUAGGUAAAAACUGAACACUUCAUAUACUUCUUAUACAUUCACAGAAGCCACUGAGAGAAGGGACACUUCACGCCAGCAUGCACUAUUUUAAUUUUUACGGAAUAAACAAACCAUCUCAUUUUAAUUGCAAACUAUGCAAACAGCCUGCAGCCAUUUUUUUCUAAAUUCUUCUUAAAUUCCUCACACUCGCUGGCACUUUUGCUGCCUGUCGGUGCCAUAAGUAUAUGUUCAGAGUGAGUAGGCAAGACUAGAAGCACAAAAACACAUGCGUUUGUAGUCUAUACUCAUUUAUUUGUGAGUUCAUGAAAGCAUUAGAAGUCUUCCCAUAGGCAGAAAUCUUAUUUCCCGCUUUGUUUAGGUGUUAAGGCCAUGUCCCUCUUUGCCUGUAGCUGCAGCACAGUCAUUAUUCCUGGUUGCAUUUCUAGUGUUUUGUUACUUUCAAUGUAUCUUUAAAGGCGACUGUAUUUUUCACGUAGGUCUGCACGCCUCUGUGUGUAAAUGGCCAGUCGUCACCUGUGAUACAGCAGGUGCCCUUGUGUCUUAGGCACUGAUGCACUGUGGCACCAGCAUUUAGCAGUCCCCAUCUGCAGGCUCUCACUUGCCCUGAGUUAUAGGCCAGUGUGACAGCUGUGUUUGUUUGUGUUUGUGUAUGUGCAUGGAGAGAGAGAGCGAGAGAGAGAAACAAGGAGAGGAUGGGAAUAAGUCGGCAGAGAAAAGAAAGAUGUAUCCUUUCAGUAGAGGUUGUUGUAUUGAGAUUGUACUAUAGUGCAUCAGAUCUAUUCUUUGAAGAAAGCCCGUCCUCUGCAAACAUCAACAAACCCUGUGAUUAAAUAAGAAGUAACAAAAGAGAAAAAAGAUUCAACUAAUGGGAUGAGAAUGUCGACUUUUUUUUCUUUUUUUCUGAAGCGUUACAAUUAUAUAUAUUCCCCAGAAAGCAGAAAACCAACAAAAGCAUAACUUGCAGGCAAAACAGAGAAAAGAAAACAGGCCAACGUUCCUAAUUACUGUUUGAGUCCAGAAAUUUGUACCUGCUCAUUAUGAACAUACACAUAAUACACAAUUAAAUAUAAACCUGUGUGCAAACAAAUACUUAACUAUAUUUUAACACUUAAGCACCAGACAUUUAUUAAAAUAUGUCUUAGCAGAAGUCAUUUGUUAUUAUUACCAGUCAGGAGUUUGUUUUGUAUGUAUUAAAAUAACUUAUGCAAAGUCACCUAAAGAUACAAAGAACUUAUGCCAUGUACAUGAUAGUGUCAGCCGCAAAUGUGCAUUUCUACCUUUCUGUUUGCAGUUGUAUUUUUAUUCAUUAAUUAUACAUGAUUGAGUUUACUGCUAUGGUAAAGGCUCUGAAGUAGGGCUGCCUGAGAUAUCGUUUGAGCAUCAUCAUUGCAAUGUACGUGUGCAUGAUAGUCACAUUGCAGAGCCUGCGUUGUUGGAGGUGAAUGAACUCAUCUAAUUUCAAGGGUAGCUGACUGAGAUACACUGCAUGUGACUCUGCAUGUGCUGUGCAGGGAUCCACCAAUCACAUUCAUUCUUUACUCAGUUGCCAAACAGACUACCCUGCCAGCCGUCAAUCAAAAUCGGAGAGGAGGAAACCACGUCCCUGCACAUGGAGUGAGUCGCUGGCGCUGGUGGUGUUGUGCCGAGAAAUGCAUGCCCGUCGAGAAUUACUUUCAGAACAUCACUCAUCACUGUUUAGUCCCACAAAUAAGAACUGUAUGGGUUUUAAAUUGUACAUUUCCAUAGACUGCUCUACUAUGAGUGGUGCGCGUUUUGCGAGGUGCAAUUCUCGGCAGGCAUGCCAAGAAUUAUUACUCGGCACAACACCGGUAACAACAACAAUAAAUGCAAAAUGAGAAACGAACAAGAGAAAACCACCGAAAAUGAAUACUUGUUGCCAAAAAAAAGCAAGGUCAGUUAUCAGGAAUUAUUUCAGUGACAAGAAGGAUGAUGUCGCCCAAACACGUGUCGGCAGUGUCUUUCAUCUGUUGCCACAACAGAAAAAAAUACAAAUGACAAUAAUGGAUGUUCAUUAAAGAAAAUUUCUCAGUUUUCAUGUAAAGAUAGAAAAUAUGUAGGAGAUUGGUGUUUCUCAACAAAAAAUCGUGAAGUAACAAAAAUGUCCAAAUACGAUUGCAUAAUAAAAUGUUGUUUGGUGGGACGUUUGUUUUAAUUAUCCAGCCUUUUUAAUCUCACCACUGUGCUAAAACCACACCAUUGCUGCUGUGGGUAUUUGAGUCUUUUAUCUCAGCACCAGACUAGAUUUUUAUUUGGUCAAUUUGACAGCUCCCCUUGUAGAAACAGCAUAAGGAGAUAACGGCGCUGACAGAUUAUCAGCUAAAUGAGCACUGGCAGGAUUCUGGCAUUACAGCAAAUGCAUUCAUUUGUAAAAUAUUAUUUCCCUGGUGUUAAUUAAAAAGUGUUAACACUGUUACCCAUGAGUGCUGCUAUUCUGUUUUUCUCUGGGAUGUGCACCCAGUGAGGGACUAAGUGAAUCUGUUUGAGCUGUGCCUACACCAUCAUUACAGUUAUGUAAUUUUAAGCAUUAAUGGCAGACAAAUAAUCAAAUAUAUCAAGCGUAACACUGUUGGGACAUGUUGUUAAGUGAUAUGAAAGAGUUAUUUUGGGGAGUAGGGAAAUCAAUUACAUGAAUACUCACGUUGGCUGUGUUUAAAAUAGUAGUUUACGAUAUCAGGUCUGAUGAAAAUUGGGAAAUUAUUCGGCAAUGGGACUGUUGUGAUUUGUUGGUGCUCAGUACGGUAAGAGAAGACAUUAGGGUAACACAGGACAGAUUUGUGCAAAACCUCCCGCUGUUCAACAUCUCUCUGAACUCUCCCUUAAAUACAAUAAACAAUAUCCAAAGCACCCUCUCUUUUUCCCCUCGUUAUUACAGAUCAUUACCUUCUUUGGAGGCCAGGUGUAUACGAAUGAGGCGACAGACCAGGCCAGUCGUCUGUCCUUUGCUGGGGAGUUCCUGGGGGGAGACGCCUCCCUGCUGAUCAGUGACCUGCUGCUGACUGACUCUGGAGAAUACUACUGUAAAGUCAAGACCGGGGGGAAGUACCACUGGAGCCAGGUCAACCUCAUUGUACUGGGUGAGUGUUGUCUCAUUAAAUAGAAACACACACACACACUCAGAGGUUACAGAGAGACACACACAGGUGCACACACAUCUGGGUAUGCAGAGACAGAAAACCCAUUUGAACAUACACAUAUACACACUCAGUCUGUGACACACAUGCGCACAUACAGAGAGAGACCUAAUCACUGCAUCAUUAGCCUGGCACAUUUCCUCCGUCAUGCUGACUGAUCUAAUGAUUCAAUUUGAUUCAGACAGUGUGAUUUGAUUUUGCUCAUGCUGUUUGGGUUCCUUUGGAUUGGUUUGUUGAUGAGGUGAGACCAGAGACAUGGGACCCAGUCUGGAAAUGCACAGAACUGAUUGAUUUUCUCGGGGUCUAAAUUACAAGGCCAAACAUCAAGUUGAAUUCUCUAAACCCCCACUGUAUAGCACAGGCUAAUACAUUUAUGUGAGAGUGCAGACUCACUCCGAAUUCAAGAGACAAUCUGUAAUGAUAUUUGGUCAUUCAAACAACAUCUUAAAUGACAGCUGCUAUCAAUCCAAACAGCUCAGGAAAGGGGUUUGAACAAAUCAAGUUUUAGCUCUUCAACAAUACAAAAGCCUGUUUUGACCCCAUGAGUUACCGUAGAGUCAUCAUCUUUUUGUUUUCUCAAAUUGCCCAUUAUACCAAUGGUUAUAAAUGGCUUAGCAGCUUGCUCAGUGGUGCUAUGUAUCUCUGCUGGCAUGACUCAAACAGCUAAACAACUCUGAAGGACAGACAGCAAAAGGGGAGUUUCGGCACCACAAAAGGCAGUCACAAAGUCCAGCGGGAGGAGCAAGAUCAUUCUCAAUGUCAGAAAAGCAGGCGAUUUAUUAAAACAUCAUGGGAGAUUAGUUCAACCGGCGGUUAUUGGUUUUCUAAUGGAACAGUCUGUUAAUCCUCUCGUGCUCACUCUCUCCGCUCUCUUCCAUAAAGACAUUUCAGUGAGUUAGGGCCUCUAUUUUUACAAAUUGCCCUCAGCUUUGCGGUGACACUUUCGAUUUUGAGAGAAACGGACAUUUGCAUUUUUUUUUUCUCUCUUGCUCCCCACGCUAAGAUAAUAGCUUGGCAGCCAAGCUGGUAGCUGGCUUGGCAUGAGACAGAGUGUGAGUGAGUGUAUGUAUUUGUGUGCAAGCCAGGGUUUAUGCCUCCAGUGGUUGUGUUUGUGUUGAUGUGCAAACUUGCAUGUUAAUGUCCGGAUGCCUGCUUUGUUCUAGUUACAGAGAGAGUGGAGAUUCAUCUGCAGAUUUAUGACUGAGAGUGAAUUAGUUGUUUUGUUUUUUUCGUUAAGCGUUGGGAAUGUAAUUUGUAUUUGUACUGGUGUGUGUGUAUGUGUGUGUAAAGGUUAACUGUUUUCUCCCUCCCAUGUGACUUAUUUUUAGAUCAGUAGUGAACCAUAUUGACGCCUUUAUUGUUAAGGUUGACAUAUUGACUCUUAACUUUAGUAAUCCUAGCCUGACUCAGAAUAUUCUAUUCAUCUAAUAUUAUUUAGCAUCAUUAUCUUAUCCUCAUGUAUUGCACAUAUGUCAUACCAUCAUUUAUCCUGUAAUAAACUGAUCAUCUAAGUUCUUGCCUGUUAGAGCUCUUUCAGAAGUGGAGACCCUGAAAUGAUCACUUCGGCUUGAGAUAUGAGAAUAAUUAAUUGAAGAUUGACUUAAAGUCAUGGUUGACGAUCUGAGAAGCAGUUGAAAAAAAUUGAGCCGUUGAGGCAGAUUUGAAAAAAGUGUCCCACCCCCCACCCACAAACCUUUCCACUGUGCUCCACGAUAACUUUACCCCCAAACCUGUAUAGACCACCAAGACACACCCCCUCUGGCAGAGCAAUAGGCCAGCCUGCAGAUGAUCCUACGCUAGCUUUAUAUAGGAUUCACCAUGUCGGAUUGCUAGUGACUAGGGGCAGUAAACACCAGCUCUGCUAGCUAGCACUGCUGCAGCUGCCUGGACAGCUACUGUGUUGACAUUGCAGAGACUAAUAAGAGUUAUUUAUGUAACAUGUGCCACGAUAAAAGGCAAAAAUUACCUGUUCAACAAAAACGCUGCUGUCUCGGCGUCUGUUUUCAGGACCAAAUCCUGACGGAGCUUUCUCCACCGCUCGAGGGAUGAUCGAGUUAGAUUCCUCACUUGGUCACAUUUCCUCUUCGUCUCUGCUCUUUCUUCUGUCAACUUGUGUUUUCUUAGCACUUUUAGCACUACAGCCCCUGUAGUUUAGCUGCUACGCUACUUUUAGCCGCUCAGAGCUCCAAGGAGGGCUGGGAGAGUGGGAGGGGUAGAGUUGCAACUACGGGAGAGGGGUGUGUCCAAUACAGAGAGGUGAUUGGAUGGAGAGGCGGAGCAGGAGAUUUACCAAUACUAUAGCUGUCUGGGACGGAUGGCUCCCAUAGGUCAAUGUUUCUGAACGGAUUUUUUCCAUUCUUUUUUCUCUUCACUUUGUGGAGAUCGCACUGUAGAACCAAGAUCGCCAUAUAAACGAGGUUCAUAAUAAUUACCAAUCUCUCUAAUCGUCAACCAUGCCUUUAAUAUUCACGUCAUGCUUGAUUUUUGAAUUGAACUUUUGUUUUUCUUUAUUUCCCCACUAUUAAGGUGGGUGGUGCCCCUUUCAACGAGUGCAUGAAUGUCAUAAUUUAAGAUUAUUAAUCUUAAGACAUUUAUUAUACAUUCAAAUCAUUACAACUGCUUCAACUCAUAGUGCUGCGAUAAGCCGUAACCGACCCUGACAGAGCUGUGAGAUUCUGGGAACAGGGAUGGAGAAAAAAAGAGUCACAUUCACAAAGGAGGUCAUAUACAUUAUCUAUAUGGCUCACAGCUACCACAUUAGGCACCACUUUUCAGUGUCAUAGAGUUACUGAAGAUCAGCAGCAGCCAAAACUCAGGAAAGUCAGCCCUGCUGAAUUGAUAGUGUUACAAAAAUACAGAAUAGAUGUUUAAAUAUAGUUCGCUACUGAUCUAAAAAUAAGUCACAUGGGAGGGAGAAAACAGUCUGCUUUUUUCUGCUUUGAUAGCUCAGCAGUGCCUCCCAGCAUGUAUCCAAAGAGAGAAGCUCUAAAGGGCUCAGCAGGCACCAGCUAUACAGUCCUCUGCCUCCAGCUACUGGACUGUAACUAAAACCUUUGACCUGUGGAGAACAUAUUACCACAAGCGUUCACCGCCAGCUUUGGGGUCACAUUGAUCCAUACCCUCUGGGAGUGUUUUCAUGCGUCCGCGCCGGCAACAGCAGAGGCCAGAGGCAUUUUUUUGUUUUGUUUUUUUUUUUCACGUUGUCAGUCCGUCCAUCCAUCAGCGCUGACCGAACUGUCCGACCUACCACCAGACCAUCUCUCAGUCUUUUAAACCCGACAGCAUUAUGUACAACAAAACACUUUUCUGGCCCUCCGCAGGAACAGAUGGGGCAAAGUGAUCAUCAUUUAAAUUUAGUCUGAUACUGAAUUGUUGGCUCUUGUCUUGAAUGCAGACCGUGCAUUUCAGGGCCUGCUGAUUGUUUAGCCAUUCUGUGCUUCCUGGUUGAGUUCGUGUGCAAAACAUCAGCAUUAACAUUGCAGCGACAUUAACGUUUUUGAAGCUCUAUCUACCCCGAGGGUGACACUUUUUAAUCAAGUCCGCUUCAUGGGCCGAGCUUGUGAGCACGAACUAAAAAUUUGACUUAAAAUGUUUGUUACUCUCAAUGAACUCAAGCACUAAUGGGCUAAUAGCAGAAAAAUAACAAUAAACAAGUCAAGUCAAAUCAAUUUUGUUUUUAUAUCUCAAAUUCGCCUUUCUAUCUCUUUUUUUCUCUAUUGGUAUUGUUUAGGAUAGCUAAACAAAAGGAGGAGAGAGAAAGAGAAAGGAGAUUUAGUGGUUCUGAGAAACUUGGCGAGCUGACAACUGUUUGGAAAGAUGACAAAGAAUUCAUGCUGUACUCAGAAAUGUAAUCAAUAACAACACAACUAAAUGAAGAUAAUAUAUCACUGACAACUUCAGAUUAAGUUCACUAUGCAUGUUUAACAUUUUAACUAAUGCAGCUUCACAAGUUGUCAGUGUCCUUAUGAGCCCACUUCCAUUCCCAUUCACUUCUCUUUAUGUGGAGUUUUAUUUAAAGGUUAUAGUCUGUACUCUGGUUUUGGACACUUAAACUUCACUUUAUGUCCUGAAAUAACUCAUGCUUCAGUACAUUUCUGUUCACAGAGAUAAUUCCUUAUAAAAAUAUAUGUCAGCUCCUCAAAGAUAUUUACAGGAUGACGUUAUUUCUGGUCUACUCAUUGACAAUAAAGGGGAGAUGAAUUUUAUGAGCAGUAACAAUAUUUGUAAAAGUUUUAUUUUAUAAAGAAAUAGCAUCUUAAAAUUAUUAACUAUAUGUAUAUUCCUACAGGCACAUGAAAAAGUGACCUAUUCAUUACCAAUACAAUAAAUGAAUAUAGUCACUUUAAAUAGUGACACAGUUAUCUUUGACUUUAAAAUGGCGUUUGCUCAGUGCAUACAUCCCUGAUUGUAUGAGAUCAAGCCUUUUUCAAGUUAAUGCAAUUUAAUACAGGGUGGGAAUGGGUGGGAAUGAGGGGUUGGAUUGGGGUAGGUUCAGGUAUUCUUUGUUUCUUUAAUUCCUUUGCUGCGUAAAGCACUCUGUGCUGCAUGGUUUUGUAUGAAAAGUGCUAUACAAAUAAAGACUGAUUUGACUGAAUUGGAUAAGGGCAUGGUGUGGUCCGCCCUGAGCUUUGACUCUUAUAGUUAUCUUUCAAUAGUUGGUCUUGGGUUGGUUGGGUCGGCAGGAACUGAGGUAGUGCCAGUUUUUGGAAAAAAAUUUGAAUGUUAACACUACUCCUCCCAACCAGUUUUCCCCUCAGCUCCUCCUCUCCCCUCCCUCUAUGCUCCAGCAAGCCCCGCCCACAAAAAAGAUGCUCCUGCUCGCUCUCAAUUAAAUUCAGAUGUAACGCAGAUAAAUUCUUCAGAUAAUUACAAAUGUGGUCCAGUCAACUUGAAAGUAAACAGUAUUGGUGCUACUGUAGAUGCCAACAGACUACCAGCAAACACAAUGUUUGCAGGACUUCUACAACUAGGAUAAAGUGACAUACUCCAGGACCCAAGUGAAACAGUCUAGCGGUUUGACAAGAAACACUUCUGUCACAGACACUUGGCUUACUUUGUUAAAGCGGUUUACCUGUCCAGCAGAAAGAUUACAGGGUCCGUAAGACCCCUAAUGGUCACCCAUCGUUUAUGCUGAUGUUUACCCGUCUUUUUAGCUCUUGUACCUUCUUCCUCCGUUUUAAAGCGCCCGUUAUUUUGCCAGAGUCUCCAAUAUUUACUUUGUUUUCUUGCUUUUGUUUUCCGUACUUUCUAGUAAGUGUCUACUGUCCGAUGUUGUAGCAUGCUAACUUUGUUUGGGCUCAUGUACGUUAUUGGAGGACGUAGAGCAUGCCUCACAACAUGAGGGAGCAGCGUCUGCCUCACAACCAAGGUGGGGAAUGGCUGUGUUUACAGUCAGAAUGAGCGGGCCGCUCAAAAAUUUAAAACAUUGACAACACAGACAUAACAAAACACAGCAUUAUUGUUAUAUUACUAAAUGUCAUUAAUAACUAAUAUCUAUUGACUGAUAUUAAAAGUUUUUUUGUAUAUACACCACAAAAAAAGAUGCUUCUUUAACAGAACCCUGCCUACCCCACCUUUAACUGUACUUACAUUUAUAUGUGGAUCAAUAUAAUAGAGACUAAAAGUUUGUCUAUUGCAUGUUUGUGUGAAAUCUUCCUGUUUCUGAUGCAUUGUUACAGUCAAACCCUCCAAGCCGAAAUGCCUGAUGGAUGGCAAACCCCUGGAGGGCAGUGAUGUCAAGCUGAGCUGUAAAUCCAGCGAAGGAUCUGAUCCCAUCAGCUACAAGUGGGAGAGACUCCUGGACAAAGGCAAGAGUCUGGGCAAGUUGCCAAACCUGGCACUGAUAGGUAAGGAAAAUAAUUGGCCCUAUGCUAACAUGCUGAUUCACCAGUCAAGCCCUCUGCAGAGAAAUGCUAUAAAGAUUCAUUUCAGUAUUAGUGAUUUUUAUUGGCCGCAUUUAUCCAAGGAAGACUUUUGCUGAGUGUACCGCCUUGCCUUCACCUCGCCCUGACUCCACAUUCACAGAUUAGCAAACAAUGGCCCACGCAAGUACAGUCUCCUGGUGGCUCUCUGAGCUGACUCAGCAGAAUAAUUAGCUUUGCUUAACUAAAGGGCACUUAGAUGGAGUCAGAUUGUCUUAAUUAGACUAUUCAUCCUACAUGCCUUUCUUAUCUUUACACACUAAAAACCAGAUUGUGCCUUUUUUUUUUUAUUUUGCAAAAAUCAAACACAACACAGCCCUGUGAUUUCUAGUGGUAUUCUGUUGGGAUGAGUUGUACAAACAUGAGGAUCCAGGCUGAUGGUGUGAUCUGAUGAAGAUGUCUAUGAUGAUAAAAUGUCAGUCUGGCUCAAGUGAAUUAUACGUGCAUGCAUGAAACCAGCAGGAAUUCAGUGUUUUCUUGGAUUGUGUGCAGAGCGCAGGAUAUCAAAUGUAAAAACAGAACUGGACUGGCAGCCUCCUCCAAAUUCUGUAAUAAAAAGAGAAACAUUGGCUCAAUAAUGGCCUGCGACACUAUUCAUUCACAUGGUGUGUCCAUUUGGACCAUAACCAGGUAUUCUUUUAUAUCUCUAAAUAGUAACAGAGACUAUUUUUAUCUGGAAAGUUAAUGGAAGGGCAAUUCUCCCAACUGUUUAUUCUCUUAAACAGACACUGAGACCCCCCAGGGUGCCAACCUCUCUGUCUCUUUUUCCCCUCCAGUAUUCAACUGGCAUCCGUGAACGCACGUGCCCAGACAAAAAACUUCAAAUUAAUGACCUCCACCAAACAACACCUGUUCAGUCUAAUUAGUUUUCAUUGGACGAUAACACACAGCGUCAGCAGCCAUUAUUUACGGGUCUGGUGAAAGGUAAUAUCACAUGGUUGUCAUUGGUGGGGAUGGCUCAAUAUCUCAUGAGGCCGUGGGGCUCAGUUGCUCUCCCAGAUUUGCUCCUGUUACUCUCUUCAAGUCCUGCUCAGUGUGCCGGGCCUUCAUCCUAAACAAACACUACAUAAAUGUCUGGCUCUUCUUCUCCUUUUUAUUGCUCACUCGUACUUUGACUGUUUAAUACAUGUCAGUUCUCUUUCCUGUCCCGGAUGUAGAUGCAGGAUUUAAAACAACAAACAGAUAGAUUGUUAUGUGUAUAAACUUCCUGUACAGACUUGCCCUCACAGUCUGCUCUCUGUUUUAUCGACUUUUUCCCCAGAUCUCAAGAACCCAGAGAUCGUGACCCUGAGGAAUCUCACCAUGGACAGCACAGGUGUCUACAGGUGCACAGCGAGCAAUGACGUGGGAGAGGAAAACUGCACCGUUGAGGUCACAAUGCAGCGUGAGUUCGAAGAGGGACAGCAGAGUCAACCUCUGAGCGUUCACCUCACACCAAACUGCCACGCUGAUUGAUGGUUAUUGUUUGAAACUGCAGAUGGAAAUAGUUUUAUUCCACUCCCCCGCCUGUCCAUCUACCACCCCACACCCUUACACUGCCGUUCCUCCCCCUUGUGCUCCAACACUGUGGGGACUGCUCUAAACUAAAAAUUGUAGCUACUGGUCGCCACCUAUGCCUCAGCUGUUAUGUUUCACUGUCACUCUAAUACAUUUCUUGAGAGGCCCAGGAUGUUUGGGGUCACAUCAUGAGAUGAGAAAAUGACACAUCUGGAAGCUCAGCAGAAAUAGGUUGACAGCCCUGGUGUGAAAUUGAAUCUGAGCACUGUGGCAACAAACCCAGGAAGUGUUAAGGUAUUUUUACCAAACGGGACAGGACCAGACGUAUUUGUGAAUUAAAUAUCAAGAAUAAAAGUAGGAAUCCAAUAUGUGACAGAAUUAGACUGUAUCUACCAACAAUUAUCGCCUCCUCUUUCUAUUUACAGAAGUGAAGGAUGUAAGUAGAGUGUGACCCCUCUUUGCCCGAUGAGGUUUAAAGUUCUAACAUUAGGUUUCAGUUUCAGUUCACAGUUUGGACCUGUUAUCAGGAAUCAAGGGAAAUACUCAUGGAGCCCAGGAUGGAACAUCAACACUGAACACACACAAAAUUUAGUUUUCCAAAAAUAUUUUUAGUCAACAAUAGAACAGAAUGACAACAAUAUUUUUAACUGAGUAUGAAAAACAACAAAAUGCGCACAAACUAAAAUGAAAUAAAUUGUGCCCUUCAUUGUGUUUGGUCCUAAUUGUCUUUCUCUCCUUUGUUAUGAGCUCAGUUUAUUUUUACAUCAUUGGGGCCUUUUAAUCUUUAAGUGUCUUACUGUCACACCACAGGCUUGGUAGGUAAGUUCAGUUGAAUUCAAUUAGAUUGCUACAGGCCAUAAGUUCUUACUUAGAAUAAAUAAUACCAUAGUUAUUGCCUAUGUAUAAAUUCAAAUAAACUAACUUUUUUUUCCUUAUAGGUCUUGCUUUACCAGUGUAAGUCAAAUGAAAAUACUCAAAUAACUCAAAAUAAGCCUUUUAGCAUCUAUUAUUUGGAUAAAAUGAUGAAAUAAAGUGAAUUUUAUCUUUUUUCCCUUUUCACACACAAUGCACACACAUGUGGCGCACACACACACACACACAACACUUCCAGUACACAAAGUUCACACACAAAAUAGUUCAGCAUUUUGUCUGAAUUACCCCAGCAUAAUUUCAAUUAGCUCAUUGGUUUGCUCUGAUGUUCGCUGAGUUCAAUACAAAUUCACAUUGGCUGGUACCACAGCGGCUAACACGCGCGGUAUCAAAUUAGCAGUUAGUAGCUAUAUUAGCACGGCAGCUAACACCACCACAGAGUGCUGUGCGCAACUGCAGCGUGGUUGGCCCGUGACAUCAUGACACGCUGCUCUCUGCAGCUCAGUUAACCCUAUACAUUCAUACAGACUAAAUAACAGACUUUGACUCUUUGUUCUUUUAACUUCUUCACAGCUAAUGAAGCCUGGGCUACAAGAGCAGCAGGCAUAGCAGCCGGAUCAUCCUUCGGUGUCCUCUCUCUCAUAUCAAUCAUCUGGCUCGUGCGCCGAACGAAAGAGAAAAAGAAGUACGAGGAGGAGGAGACUCCAAAUGAGAUCAGGUUUGCUCACUCUCUUGUCUCCUGGGACUCCUUAACUGUUUUCUAUUUUACUAGAUAAAAGCACUCCAAGAUGUUGUGUGGGAUUAUGAGUAAAGGUAGUCAUGUGUGUGUUUCUCAGACUUUUCUCUUUCUCCCCAGGCUGUUGUGCAGUUUGUUAUGCUGAUUUUCACACUUUUAAUGAGUCCAAAUCUGCAAUAGUCUUGAACUCGAAGCACCAACUGUAAGACAUGUUGAGUAAUAAUGCCUCAUUAAAUGUAUGACGUCCGCUCUGAUUGCAGUUUAUGCCAUUAACAUUUUAAUUAACAAAUUAAGCAAAGAAAAAUUAAAAAAUUCAACAAGCAUGUUUUUUUUAAGUUAGUGUGAUAUAUCAUGUAGAAACAGAAGACUCCAGGUGAGACAGGGUCAUGUGGAGGCACAGUGACAGAGAAAACUAUUGUGUAACAGUACAGGUAUAGUCCACUAGAGCAUCUAGGAAGGUCUUCACAUCUAGCCUGCAUAAUCUCAGGUUUAUUAUGCAAUGAAAUUCCCUAUGCACUAUUGCAAGGUGAGAAUCUAAAGUGAGAGUUUAUAUGUUACGAUCAAAUGGUUGAGAUUAGGAAGUAUUUUUUUAUUUUUUUUAUUUUGCACUACAGAACAUCAAACUAAAUCUUCUCCAAACUAAAUUGUGGCUGAUAUUCUCGUAUGUGUGAGUCCAAAAGUAGAUGUAAGUGUGUAACAAUCAAACUGUUGGUUCUCAUUUAAAAACUGAAAUGUGCAAAGCUGUGACUAUCCACUGUUUUGGCAUCAGGUUAUCUUGGCAUUGCAUAAAAAAGUUAGUGAAAAAAAAGUGUUUUGUACUCAAAAAAAAAAAGUUUUUCUGUUUUUUUGAAGAAAAGGUCACAAUGCAGAAAAGGCUUGUGUCCAAGCUCCAGUAAUGAACUUUGAAUUUGUGUCAGUACCAGCACAGACAAUAGCAGUCUGUUUAAAUAAUGAAAUAUUGAUAUCAUACAAAGUUAUAAAAACAAGCAUGUGGUAACACUGUGACCUCACCGUGAUGAUCCUCUUACUGAUUACCUCACAACAAAUGGAUAAAGAAGCAACAGACUGCUAGCAAGCUAGUGAUAGCAGCCAUCUGAGAAAUGAUUAGGCACUUGUAAAAUCACUGUUCAAGGUUAAUUGUAAAUCCAAAAACAACAUUAUAGCUUGUGCCUCUUGGUACAUUUUGACCAUUCUUGAAAUUUCAUUCAGUUUUGUAACUAACAAUCCUUUCAGGAGAAGUGUUUCCUUCAAAAUAAAAGCAUAGUUUCAUAAUACAGAAAGUAAAUCACCUUAAAUAGUGAAUACCCAUUUUUCUCAAGCACUAGUUGCAUGCAUUCACAAAACUGUAACAUAAGAAGGCAUCAGUAUAAAUUUCAGUCAGUUUCAUCAACAUAUAAAAACCUCACUGGAGCUUUAAGUCGCAUUAACUGCACCUUCAUGUGUGUCCUUUGUAAACAGUAAUGCUGACAUAUGCGUAUGAAUGCCGGUAUAACCAACAUUUUCUAUGACCGCCACACUAUGUCGGAAAGUUACAGACAGACACAUCCUCAGUGUGUGUGCUUGUGUGUACUUACUGUCUGCCUGUUUGUCAGACUAUGUUUAUAAGUCCAAAAAUAAAAUCAAGGACAAGGUCAAGUGUUUAUUGAUUAUCUUUUUAGAGCCUUCUUUUCACACCUACCUCGUGUUUGUGUGUGCGUGUCGGUGAGUUAGACCAGAGCCGAGAGGGAUAACACUAGUGUUUAUUUCUUCCUCUAAAACUCUGUGUGCAUCAGUGGACCCUGUGGGCAGCCAAUGACACUUGUAAAGGCAACAACAUUUUUUUGUGACAGACUGGAGUGGGUGUAGGUGCAUAUUUACUGUUGUAACAAUGAAUAAUGCAGAGUGGUUGAGGGACAGCUCCAGUUAAAUAAUGUAGAUGUGGGGAAGUGUUUUCUGUUUUUAUACCAUGUUCAGAGUCGGAGCCUUUCUGCUAAUGUGCUCAAGCAGACCGGAGCAGCUUUAGUGACGCACAUCCCCAGAGUGUGGACUUUUAUGUAUUUUUAAAGAGUCAAAGAACUUUCGUAAUGUUUCUAAAAAGUUACCACAUAGCCAUUAGUGCACAGAUGAGAGGUUUCUGACAUUAAGUAUCAAAAGUUGUAUAUCAGUAAACUAAUAUUACCUGGCCCAUUACCUGAGCCACACACCUCUGUGACCUGCAGGAUGAUGAUUAAUAAUCACUGCAAAGAUCCUCUGCAGUUUCUGCCCCGUCCAAGUAACAGUCACAGCAUGAAACUCUAUAGGUUUUAGUGAUUAAUAUUGCUGUCAAUAUUAAACCAUUUCCCUGUGCAGUUUUUAUUGUUCUGAGCUAUUUUUCCCAUUCUACUUUUGGCACAAUUAUGCGGUGAAGUUUUACUUGUGUUCUCAGCAAAAAAUAAAAAUAAAACUUUGUUUCCCUUCAACAUUUCAGGGGGAAAUUGUGGUUUCAGCAGAUAUCAUUAUCCCAUGCAAAUGUGUUUCACAAAACUCAAAGGCUGGGGGGUAUCUCUGGAACCACAUGAGGUCCCCACAUGAUACUUGCAAAUGUGAUUAGGGAUUGAGAAGGGUUUCAGGGAAUUUCACUUUGCUUAUUUUGGGGUUAACUGCGUCUCUGUAUCUGUGUGUGAGGGCUUACUUUGGAUGUAAAAUGAACCUAUGUUUGCUGUUUGUGUGUGUGUUUGUGUUUCUGACUGCAGAGAGGAUGCAGAGGCUCCCAAAGCCAAGCUAGUGAAGCCCAACUCCCUAUCCUCGUCCCGCUCUGGCAGCUCACGCUCCGGUGCCUCCUCCACCCAGUCCAUGGUGCACAACAGCGCCCAGCGCGGUCAUCGCCCCCGCCCACCUGCUGUAGCAGCUCUCAAGGAAAAUGGACAGCCUCCAGGUUUCCCCCAGUCCCCACCAGCCUACACUGCAGUGGUGGCCCCCAAGACCCCAGAGCCCCCCACCACUCCCAAAUUCAACUCAAGGAACAUGUCUGGGCCCACACCCCCAACCCUCAUGGUCCCUGCCCAGACCAAGGCCUUUCAGACUGUGUAGGACUGAAAGCAAACCCUGCUCCUGCAGCCAUGUGAGACUCCCAUCAAGCCCAAGCCCCCGAGCCCCCCUCCCAAAGACUAAGACUCUUCUAUAAACAAAGAAAUGCAGCUAGUUAAAGGAUGUAAUUAAAAAAAUCAAUACUCUAAGUCCAAAAGUACUUUAAAUGAAUGCAUACUUAAAAAGGGAAAAUAAGACAUGCUUGCCCCCUACUGAAUUACAUAAACCAACAAAACAAAAGAAGACAACAUGACCUGAGAUGCAAUACUGUUUGUGUCUCAUAGCUCAAGGCAGAACUUCUUUUCUGAGUUCCUGUUUUUGGCUGUGAAAGACACAGGGAAGCACGGUGUGCAGCAAGGUUGAAGGAGCCCCCUUGAAGAGUUUUUAUUUAUUUAUCGAACCGAGUGGUUAGGCAUGCUGUGAAGGAAAAAAGGUGAAACAGGUAAACAGGAAAAGCUGGAUGAUAAAUAGAUCCAAACUCUGAGCCAAGUACCAAUGGAGUUUUUUGCAGCUUCUGAGCUUUUGUCAUGAACAAAUUCAAGAUGGAUACAAGUGAGACAUGAUAAAAGGAGGAUGAAAGUGCCAGAGUGUAAAACAGGUACAGAUUUUUUUAAUUUUCCAGGAUGAGGGGGGGAACGAGGUGAUGGGUGAGUAUCCGGUUCUUGUCACCCUUCGCCUCUGGGUUGCUGCUUCCUGCACCUGCUCUGAUAUCACGAACCCCUUCGCUUUCCAUCGGCUGGGCCGGUUAUGCCCAUUCAUGCGCACAAACACAGUGCUCGGUGUGUGCAUCAUCUGCCUCAGGUGGCUCACAAACAGCUCAUCUGCUUUACCAAUCAGCAGGGGAAUCUUCAGGUAUAAGGAUGUGGAAGUGACAGUGGAGUCAAAUCAUUGGAGUUAUUAACCCCCUUCCACACCCUGUCUACAUCUGAACAUCAUUUUUAUGGUACUAAAUAUCCUCCCUGAAUAAUUAAUAGUAUGUAUUAGGCCUAUAGCAAGUCAGUACUUUGAAUAUAGGGAAUAAGCAUCUAUUUAAACCAGCUGGACUUGAACUGACUUCUAUUCUGUUUCUAUUUUCCUGUGUCUCUUCUCUUUGAACAGGUUGUAAAGGGUGACAGACGUUAUAUGUCCAUUCAUCCAUAUUUAGAAGUGCCACCAAUCCCUCGGAUGAAUUUUUUUAUUGUUGCUUCUUUUUUUUUUUACUCAUUUGUUUACCUGAUUUACUUCUGAACUGAAACCAAAAUCUGUCACCAUGAAUGUGUGAUGUACAAAGAUGGUAGAGCCCAUUAUUUUCAGCUACUUGUAAGUUACUGAAUCAAUAUUCCAGCUAAGGCACAAAGAAUUGACCUCAAUGUUCAAUUUUACAACAACUUUAGUCUGAAUGAAAGGAGAAGACAGUUUGAUUCUGGAGACUUCAACUCAACAGGGUGUGUAUGGUAUCAUUGUCAGUAUUCUCCCUGGAUCCAUAACAAUACUGUGGCACUCGAUUGCUAUCUCGCUGAAGCACCAGGUCCUGCUUGGUUAUUGGUCGAUCUGUGCUGUUAGCCAAACACUCAUAUGUUUUAUCCCGACACAGUACCAGUGUAGUUUGAUUGAAAGUAUCAGAAAAAAAGGGCAAAUUGCCUAUCUAGUGUGCCUUUGCAAUCCCUCUCCCCUUUGAUGUUUCUUUUUUUCUUUGUCCUUAUCUUCAGCACACCAGUGGUUAGGUCUCUGUUCACAUCCAGCUUUAAGGGUCAACAGUGGCAUCUUACUGAGCGGAACAACGUCACAAACUCGCCCUAGAAAUAUCAGAUAGAGCCAAGAAAGCACCAAGCAGAGUCAAUUAUCCAUGGUGAGAAAGCAAUCCUAUGCCAUCGGACAAUGUACUGUACAUUCUGUAAUCAGUCUUGUUUUAUAUUGUACAUACAGAUAGAUAUACGCACAUGAUGUCAUUUAAUUUAAUAAAUAAGGGUAUGUGAGGGGGGAGAUAUUCCCCUUACAGAAGAGUCCCCUGUGACCCAAAAGUGAAUUUAAACCUCAUGCUUUGGAGCAAAUUUGUGUGCAAAUGGAGCCCUUCAGUCUGAUAUUAAACUCCUUAAGAGUGAACAUCCUCUGAUUUUCAUGAACUCUUGACCUUCACUCAACCACUACCAUAGUGUUAAAGUCAUUUCAGAAAAAGAUCAGCAGUUUGUCUCCAAAAUUUGCAUUGAACCAGCUUUUAUACCCACCUUAUUCAGAUACUUUGAAUAGUCUAGACCAAUCAGGUAAAAUUUUCACUCCUGAAUUUGAUGCAGCCAAUUUGCAUGCAUAGUUUUUUUGAAGCAUGUUCAUAUCAUUAAAGGAAAUAAGCUGUUUUAAUUUUAAUGACUUUUCAGCUUUUACUCUCAGAUAGAUUUCACCAUUUAAUUUCACUUCUGAGCAAAAGCAGAGCAGAUUUACAUAAGGCAGAAACUAAUAGCUUGAAAUUAACUUUGUCUCUUCAGACUUGUUGCGGUGCGUCACUCCGUUCUAUUUUUGAAACUAUAUUUCCCUUAAAUACCUCAAAAUAUGUGAAAAGGAAAAUCCGACUCAAGCAUGUGGUUUGACUUCACAGGCAGGACUUCACAUGUGGAUUAUCUGUAAGGGAAGAUAAGAAAAAAAAAUGCCUUUUAUAUUCAACUAGAGACAGCAGUUCAUAUUUGAGCAGGGAAGCUACUGUGAGUGUGUGUCUGGGCGUGUGUGCUUGCGUGCAUGCAUGCAUGUUUGUGAAUGUGUGUGAGUGUGCAUGUGUGGGUGUGUGCAUGUAAACUCAGUAUAAGCCCUUGGGCCACACCCACACAUUCUCAUGUUAGCCAUUCAGUGAGAGAGAAGGAUCCAGUCGGGCAAGUAACCUCUAUUUCAAUUGAUGUGACUGCAGAUUGGCAGUUUUUACUUUAGUUUUCAAGGACGUAUAUGCUUAUUGCACUUGGCUUUACAGACAGCAGUCAUGUUUUUGCUUGUGGGGGUGGUGUCUAGAGACAAAGCACGUCCAUAAUUCAUAACCAUUGUCAGCUCUGGAGGCCACUUGUAAGCUCCCUCCUUGCUCUUGCUGUCUCUUAACAUGGAAUGCACUUGGCCCCAGGAGUACUGAUGGCAUCUCAAGGCACACACAUUUACACACCAUAAAAACAGGUUAAAAUUGUAUAUACACAAACAUAAAACAGGUACACAAGGCACAUCCAGGUCCACACGGUGACACAGGUUUGUGCUUCGUGCACACUCACAGUUGCACAUGCACACAUGCGCUCUCAAAUACACAUGCAGUUUGCACAAACAUAAGCCCAAACAGCAAUCGUUGCUAUUUCUACUCCCACAGAAUCAAUUUGAUAGAUCGAAUGUCUCGAGGUAUUUCGACUGACUGAUGAAAGCAGGAAUCUAAAUGCAGCACCGAAAGGGACAGUCUACAUCACCCAGGGGACAUGUGCACACACACAUGCACACGUACAGAUAUGUAUUAAAAAAAAAAAAAAAAAAAGGUAUUGUAGCAGAACACACACUCACAUGCAUGCAAUUACACAUGCAAUCAGAAAGAUAGCCAUUGCUAUGCAUUUUAACAAUGAGUAUAGCAUAUGCUUUAACAGUUUUUUUUUCAUGGGAAUCUCUGAGAGUCGUACCGGGAAUCAGGGGAGCUAUAACAGGAUUGAUAUUGAGCCAGGGCUGUAGGCUCUUGCCAUUGAAAUUCCCUCCACCAUGUAGCAGUGGAGGUGGAGGAUGGGAUGCAAGUCUUCCAGCUGUUAAAUUCCUCCAAGCGUUUUGAUUUGCUUUCCAAGCAACUGCAAGUCUCAGGUGGUUUAUGGGCCUCCGUGUUGCAUCUCUCCUCUCUUGUGUGCAGCUCUGUGGCCUGGCAAACUUGGGCUCUUUCCAACAAAUUAAUUUUAAAAAGAGUCAUUGUCAGUUCAGUAGAGAGCAGAGGAGGAUUGUUUUAACACAUGUCAAGAGUGUCAACAGCACAUGUAAUAUCAUUCUUUGGACACAGUACCCAUCAGCACUAUAUAUUGUCUUAUUAUCGACACUCAAAGGUGCAGCAAACAUGAAAUCGUUCAUGGUUGUCCUGCAUUAUAUGAUAUGAAUAUGAAUCUCAUGUAGCCACAGUGUUUUAUGUUCUAUUAAGCGGUUUUAUUUCUGAUUAAAGCUGUCGAGCAGGGCAAAGAGAUGCUCAGACUUUGUGGUGUGGCCUUGUGUGUCAGUAAAGGGGGAAUGUGAUGUAUUGUUGCUUGUAAGGGAGGAGAUGGAGGGGGCUGUAGUCAACCUCAAUAAGGAAAGCAAAGGUACCUGCAUGUCAAAGGAGAUUGAGCAGACGAACGGGAAUGCUUUGCUUUGAUGUAACAUAACUGUAUUUGGCUAAAAAUAGAAAAAAAAAAAAGGUAUAAAAUCUGCAAUUGUAAAUAUAUUCACAGAAAUUUUAUGAGGCUUUAUUUUGGUUUUAUUUUUUAUUUUCUUGACUUUAUCAUCCAUGUACUUUGCACUUUUUUGUGUGCUGUGCUCAUCACCGGCCUGUGUGGGAUCUGUGUGGUUGGUUCUCUUGACUACAUUGUUUCGAUGUCAGGAGGUGACACGCUCAGCGCGGCAUUACUAAAGGGAAAUGUAAGACACUUUUGUUUUCUCGACUCUCAUCAGUUUUUCUGCCGUGGCUUCUCUUAAGUUUUGUAAAACAGUAGAGAAUUUCCUUGUUUAAUCUUUUGAUGAAUACAAUCCAUGUAAAUAUCACAAGUAAAAAAAUGUAUAUUUUUACGACUUCUGAGUUAUUACUCUUUCAUUUGCAAAUAAAAUAUUCAAUGACAACUUA